AUUACCCAUGAUGCUCUCGCUGGGAACGUCGUGUCGCCAGCGAGCUGUCAGUGUUGGGGGAGAGCAGAGGGAGAGAGAUCGGUCCAGCAUCUCUGGAGCAGCGGAGCGGAGCGGAGGACAGGGACACACCGUCUUCAUCAGCCGAAAUGAGGAGCUUUUAGGAUUUAAUGUCCCCCCCCUCAGACUGGAUGUUUUCAGACUGAACCUCCUCGUCUGCCGUAGAUCAGCGCAGGGAGAUCUGACUUUAUUCUAUCAAUGAGAUAAUGUGGAGUGGCUGUACCGCCCGGUGGUAACGCAGAAAAACACAAGAUGAAGAAGCAGUUCAACCGAAUGAGACAGCUCGCCAACCAAACAGUGGGCAGGUAAGAGCUGACUUCAAGAAAAGACGGGUUUGAGAGCUGGAGGAGGUUUCUUUUGACAUGUCAUUUGCUGGCUGUUUGCUCGGCUGUUCAGCGUUCAGUUAUUCAGUCGAUGGGCUUUGGCUGCUCAGCUGGUUUGAUUUGCACAAAGCAUUAACAGUCGGUGUAGGUCACAGUUGCAGUGUGAGCGUUGUGUGAUUGAUUGAGCCCAGCAGGGAGGAGCGAUCCGCACACCGAGGAGGAUGAGGGAGAGGACAUGGUACCCAAGGAGCAGGGCUGCUGCUGCUGCUGCUGCUGCUGCCCACUCACCAAUAAAACCUCAGCAAAGGGCGGGCUGUCCGGGGCACCCUGCUGGGGGUGAGGGUGGGGGUAGCCAGGACACCCAGAGCCACCAACAUGCCUGCAGUGACAUAUGUUUAUUUCUCCUUUUUUGAGCUGGGAAAAAUGCCAACAUGAGCACAGAUGUUUGUGGUAAAUACAGAGGCUAGAGGGGAUAAAACAUGCAUGAAGUACUCGAACAUGUACGGAGGCCCUGAGUGGUCAUGCAUCUUAACAUAUUAUCUACGCUGGCUCGACUUCAUUUUCUUGUUGUUCUGGAAAAAAAAGAAAAAAUCCCCUUAAACUGUUUCUGCUCACUGUUAGAGGAAAAUUUUCAACCAAUCGAAGACUAAGAGGCUCCUCACUUUGAUAGGCCGGGCCCUGACACACCUCGCAGCCACUACCCAUCUUCAAGGGAUAUACCGGUGCAAAAUUAAUUUAGGAUCAAACACACCGUAACACCGAGUUAGACAGCCUCUCGGGAGAUGAAUGUUGCCGACCGCUUGCUUUUCUAGUUAUACCAACUUAAGUAACGACCGCAGGAUAACAAUACACAGCGGUCUGAGGAGCCAUAAACAAACCUCAACCAAACACCACUCUAUAGCCACAAAUAAUGCCCAGAACAGCAACUAACUUCAUCAACAGGACAUAUAGGGUCCUAGACAUAGUGCUAGCCACCAAACAUCUUUUUAACUUUGACUCAUUUCUUUAGCAAAGAGACUAAACACAACUCACCUACUCUCUUCCAGCAGCCGCUUGUUUGUAGUGAGACCUCAGGCCAGUCCAUUCUGGACUGCUGCGGGGUGAUGCAGCUCAAGGAAGAACAUUUAUGAUCAUUUCCUCAUGUAAAUACAAUCAGACUGAGACGUUAAGGCAGAAGAACUACAGCGUCAGCAGUGCAAAAUGAUUAAUAUGAUGAUUAUUACUUCAAGGAAAUGAUAAAGUAAUGAUCAUAAAUGUUACGGUGUGUUUUACCCUAGAUUAAUUUUACAGCGGAAUAUCCCUUUAACAUGAGAAGUAAUAUAAAUACUUUACAUAUCUCCCCUCAACGACAGCUAUUGGUCAAUAUUCAUCUGAGUGAACUCUUCACCCUGGCAAAUACCCCUUGAGAAAUUUUCAUUAAUGCUGCCUUUAUACUCACUUUGCAAUACCAAAGAAUACAUUGACUUGUAUUGACUAUUGCAUGGACUAUCUCUGCAAAAAUAGAGGCUUAACAGGUGAUUCUAUAACCCAAAAUCUGCAACAUCAUAACUUAUGAAGGGGUUCGAGGAUUGAGCCUUGGGGAACUCCGAAUGAUAAUGUUAAAAUCUAUGAAAAAGUAACUUUAGCUUCUGUUUUGUAUGAUAUACAGUGUUUUUUAAACUGCCUUCAUGCAUGAAAAGACGCUGGAUUAGUGUCUUUUUUUCUUUGUACGUAUUAAAUCAGCUCUUUGAAUCUCACAACCUGAACCACUGAGUCAAAUAUGUCUCCAGACAAAUCUCUGACCUUGUCCUGGGAAUGUGAGCUUUUGCUCCGCUCGGCGAUGACUGUAGAGAUGUUUGUUGUGAGUCAAGAAAUUACAGGUUAAAAAUCCCACACACAAAAUUUAGCUGUUUGGUGUCAAGCUUCAAAAAGGCUUUCCUUUUAAUCCUGGAAGUUAGUCCAAGUGGUAUUUAGUGACUCACAUUCUGCAGUAUUCAAACAUGGUGACACGUCACACUUGAUGAAUGUAAAAGUGAUUAAUCUUAGUAAAUCCUGACGGCACGAAAGCGGCAUCAGAUAGUAUGCAAAUGUACGGCUGGAAUACUUAAGAUUAAUGUGUUUUGGUUUAUGUGAUUUAUUUGUUAUCUGUGGGUCUGUUUCCCUGUGAGGCUUUAAGAUAAAUCUGGAGUUUGUUAAUCUCUCAGUCAGGACCUGAGGCUUUUUGAGUUAUUGUCAGGACAAACAUGACCCAUUUUGGUUGCCAUAGUUUGAAAGCAUGCUCUAUAUGUGUCUUUCAUUAAGUGCAACUUGAUCUUUGUGUCCUUACUGAACUGUCACAGAUCUCAGCUUCUUGCAGGAAGGAUUCACAGAAGUCCUCAGAGAGGUGUAGCUGCAGAUCUGCUCUCAAUAGGUGUUGCUAAGUCUUUGUCUAGAUCCUUCUAUUUGUCAGCCCCGCCCUGAGCUCUCAACUGUAAGUCAAUGUCAUAUGUCAACACUGCACCCUUGGCAAUUUAGAUCAAGCGACGUUUAACCCUCUUUGAUUGUUGCAUAACCUUAAAAUAGAAACAUUAAAGUGUUUCUCUACAAAGCGAAGCCGUCAAACUCCAGAACAGGUUCAGGACGACGCCUGAAAAGUGAGGGAGUGUGAAGAAGAGCGUCAGGUCCCUGUACUUUUUAAAGACGUCUGUUUAAUGACACUUUAUCUGCUUCAGUUUAGACAGAAGUUUUGUGUUUUUACUCCAGUAGCAGGGCUGUAGAAAUGUUCAACACAAAGAUUCAGGUUGUUUCUUUGGGACUCCCCCCUGAUAAUUAAAGGUUUAAAGCAUUUCAAAUCAGGUUUGUUUUUUUAUAGAGUUAAUUCAGAAUAAUUGGUGUUUACCAGAGUGCUCUGUAGAAAAGAAAAGUAACCAAAGAAUGUAAAUAUAAACUUUGACAAAAUGAGAAGAUUUUAGAGGACUAUGAGUACUCCUGAGAGGAGUUUUCAUUUGGUUGUGAAACAGACUGAGUUAAACAUUGAUGCGUCUUUAUAAGAGACUUUCUCCAUGUGGUUAUCUUUAAUGUCUGAAACGCUGAGUGUGCUGAGUGUUAAAUAAUGUCUCUUCAGGCCGGGUGGGUUGUGCAAUAGUGUGAUGGUGGUCCUGGAUUUGCAUCGUACAGAAAAUGUUUUAGUAGUGAGUAAAAUAGUUUAUUAAAAGUUGGCCCGAGUACAUAUGCCGAUGCUUUUCUAUGAACACAUAUGUUAAUUGACCUUUAAUUUUAUUGUACUUAAAUACUGUGGAGAAAAGUGAAUGUGUGCAGCAUUCAAGUCCAAGACACACUUCUCUACAUUUGUGAUAACAUUUAAUAAAAUGUAACAAAAUAUGAUGUUACAUUGCGCCAUUUUAUGUAACGCAAUGUAAAGUGAGCAUUAAAAUAUGACAAGAAUGUAUCAAAAACUAAAUGUAAUGUAACGCAACAAAAGGUAUUAAAUGUAACAUAAUGUAUUGUAAUGUGAUGAAAUGUAACUUACUGUUACAUAAUGUAACGUAACCAUGUGAAGUGUCACGCCAUCACGUAUCACAUUACAUCAUUUCGCAUCUUAUAUUGUCAAAAAUCUGACAGUAUUGUAAAAUUUUGCCGUUGAACCCUUUAAUCUAAAAUCCUGCUAUAUUGCAUCCUCUUGUAUUGUAUCCUAAAGCACUGUAAACUAUCGUACCAUACCAUACAAUACCAUAUUGUGUUAUAUUGUCCGUUUGUGUCCUGACACAUCCUAUCAUAUUAUAUUGCCUGGUAACAUCCUGCGCUGUAUUGUAUCAUAUUGUAAUGUAUAGUUUUGCCUGAUGACAUCCUGCGGUGUAUUGUAUCGUAGCGAAUCAUAGAAUAUUGUUUCAGAUUGUAUCGUAUUGCCCGGUAACACCCUGCGUUGUAUCGUAUCAUAUCAUGUUUUAUACUAUCUCGCCAUAUUGAAGUAGAUUGUGCUACAGUGGAGUCUCAUUGAUUUGCUUUGUAUUGUCCUUAUAGUUUUGUAUAAUUUUGUAUACUAUUGUAACUUAUCUUAGUGUUUUAAUAAUUCUAAAGAGCCAAUAAAAUAUAAUGUCUUAAGUCUGAUUACUAGAGCUGUUAAUUAUAUUUAAACUAAGAUUUUAAAUAGGCCGCCAUUCUAAAUAUCAGUAAGACCAAGUCCUUCUGAUACAUGAAAUGGUCCAGAUCUCAGAGAUUUGAAAUUUUGUGCUUUUUGAAAAACAACUUUAAUUAGCAGUUUUUUGAAAAAAAGUUAAUUCAGCUGCUACUCCUUAAAAUGUAAAAUUAAAAUCCUACUUUCCUGACGUCAAAGAGAUCACAGUGGACAUGUCGGGUUCUUGUUUACUUUUCCCUCUUUCUUUCUGAGCUGAAUGGUUGAAUGAAUGGUUCACUCCUGCUGUGUUAUAAAGCAAACAUUACUGAGGUCUUGUAAGUGCACCAUAACCAGUUUGUUUUGCUUGGCUGACGGCAGAAACUGACGACGCUGACACACUGAAAGGAUUUUAUGUCAAGCCAUCUUGUACCUCCCUCACCCACGCUCAGUCUGCAGGCAGGGCGCUGAUACAAAUCAAUGAAAAAGGUAUUACUGCAGAUAAUGCCCUGCAGAGUGGACCUGGCAGAGGUAUCAGAAAUCCCUGGAGGACAUUUACCCAUUACUAAAAAUUUACUGGAAUUGUUCCUCACUGGAGCUCGGAGGGACAAAAGCUGUAGCGCACUUUAAGAGAUAAAGCCAACCAAUUAUAUGUGAGUAUAAAAACAAAAGUGUGAGAGCGUCUGUGAGCGUUCGGCCAGGUGGUUGUUUAUUUCCCUCUCAUCUGCCUGAGAGCCGGAGCAGCAGAGCUCAGCGAGGCAGAACAUCCCGGUAAUGAGUUCUAACCUGUAUCAGAAGAAGCAGAACAGCAGGGGCAAUUAGUCAUAUUUAGAGGGUAGAGACUCCGACACGCCGCCUCGCUGCUGGACACACGGGUAAUCGCUGAUACCUCUGACAUGACCUUGGCAGUCUGCAUCACCUGGUCUUGAUGGAGGAUGCAGGUGGUUCAUGUUUAAGCAGCGUAAAGACACAUAAGCAGACACUUGGGAAGUGUGAGUGCAGCUAAACAGGGCUCAAAUAAAUUAUGUUUUUCCAUAUUUAAUCAAAAGUGUUCACAAUUAUUCAAGCAAACUCACUAUGAGUUAUAUGUUUGUGCCAUAGUUUGGUAUUAAGAUGUUGCCAGAAGAAGCUAAUUGUGGCCUGUUGCAACCUGUCAGCAACCUCCAGUGAUGAGAAAUUAAGCUAAGUGCAAAAAACUGCAGUUCCUCCAGUGUCCACUUGAGGCUGUGUCCUAAAGUGAAGGAAUUCCCAUUAACCUCCAUAAUGACGUGUCAGUUUUAACAACAGGAAUAAACAUGUUUAAAGAAUGUUUGUUCAUAUACACUGUACAGGGAAUCAUUUUUUCUUUUCUUUUUUAUUUCAAUUUUUUUUCUCAAAUUUUUUUCAAAUUUUUUUCAAAUUUUUUGGGCGAUUUUUGCCUUUCAUUUUACCCUGUGCUAACAAUGUAAUGCAAAAUCCCCCCCAAAAAAUACUUAAAUAAAGAAGAAUCAACAGAAUCAGUAUUUCCAAUAUUCACUCUGAAUCAACAAUAAAAUACAAAAUCAUCAAAAAAAAAAACAAACAAAAAAAAAAAUAUCAAUAGAGCCACUAUUUCCAUAUGACGUGUCAGUUUUUACAGCAGGACUAAACAUGUUUAAAGUAUGUUUGUUCAUAUACACUGUGAACAAUAUUUAUUUAAUAUUAUUUCUUUUCUUUUUUUUCAAUUUUUUUUCAAUUUUUUUUCAAAAUUUUAAUCAUUUUUUUGGGCAAUUUUUGCCUUUUAUUUCACCCUGUACUAACAAUGAAAUACAAAAUUGUCCAAAAAAUACUAAAAAAAAAAAAAUCAGUAGAAUUAGUAUUUCCAAUAUUCACCCUGUACUAAUAAUAAAAUCCAAAAUCACCCAAAAUAAUAAUAAUGAUAAUAAUAAUAAUAAUGAUCAAUAGAGUCAGUUUUUCCAAUAAAGCACUUGCUACCAUUUGGUUGCGAGCACCAGGGUGGGCUCAUGGCACCCCUGGCUGCUCAUUUUAGACACGCCCCUGUUUGUUCACAUACAGCUAUUCAUCCAUAACUCAUUGGAUUAUCGUAAAAAUAAAGAAAUUAAUUAAGUUAAGGAGCUUUUUUCACUCCGGCUUUGGAGACAUUUUAAACGCCCAUCUGUUUUUAUCGUUCCACUCUGUGCAGCAGCAAACACAGCCGGGCAUCCUUGAUCUAAUGAAGCUUCUCCCUUCACAGUAACAUUGCUGCAUUGCUCCAGUUAAAGAUAUAGGUCAAGAGAGGUUCAGACACAGUCCAAUUCAUCCUGCAAACAGUCGGCCUGCACCAUUAAUCCUGCGUAAUGCUGCGUAAACUGUGCGACUCAAUGAAAAUGUGUAACUCUGUGUGUGCACAGCAAGGUUAUGGCAGCGAGGGGACAAACGUAAUCCUCUUCUGGCUCCGUCUUUUGUGCUGCAGAGUAUUUUUAACUCAUGGUCUCAUUCAGAUAUUUGUGGCUGUCGUUGUGGUUCCUUAGACUCGAUAAAGACGUGUUUCUUCCUGGAAAGCAGAAAACACAUGUUAGUCUGGGGUUUAGCUGCUGGAGUAUAAAGGUGGGAUGUGGCUGAAAAGGAGGAAGAAUCUAUUAAAGAGAUGUUUGAAAAUGGAAAUCUUAAUCUCCUCCAACAGGCGGGGAGGAUAGUCCUUUUUGCUGUUGUGGAGCUGCAGGCAUCUGAACUCCAGAAGUAUUGUUUGUGUUACUCAAACCAUUAUCACGUGUCAGUGCGUUAGCUUUGGUGAUUGAAGAGGGCAGGAUUUCCACAGGCUUCCACUAAUGGCUUCAUCAUUUUCUGGUCGUCAUUUCAUGCAGUAUUGUUCCCCCCGUUGAAACCUUGCCUGCAGGAUCAACUUUGUGAUUGAUGGGAGGACGUGUGAGCGAUGAUUCUCGAGUUUUCUUCCUGCAUCAGUGGGAGCUGAGUUUGGUUGUUCAUCACGGUUUCGGCCUGAGUGAAAUCCAAAGAGUAACUCGUGUAACCGGCCACGCUUGUUAGGCUUCGUAUGACUUUGUGACAGCAGGAGGGAGGAAGAUAUGAUGCGUCACCCUGUGGAGCCUGCGGACCUCUGCCCCCGGCCUCUGACACGGUUUAAUCUGCCGACGAGUCGCUGCUGCUGAGGGCGGAGAGAUGAGCAGUUGGAUGCUGAGAUUGAGGGAAGACGGGACAAAGAGGGAGAUUACACACCGUUAUUAUGUCGGCUGUGUGUGAGGCUGUUUGACAUUGUUCAGACUGAGGCUGUGAGGGUGGGAUGUCCAAGGACAGUGAGUGUAAGAGCUGCAGAAAUAUGACAUGGUGCACAAAAACUGGCAUAAAAAGGGUUAUACAUCGUUUUUUUAUUCAUUACUUUUUUAAUGGUUAGGGCUGAAGUUGCUGAAGUAAGAAAAAAAAUGUUUAAAAAAUUAUUUUAUGAGCUCUUACCUGCAUGUCUGUUUUGGGGACAAAGUAGGCAGGAUGGAGCUUCAAAUGAACAGGAACUGAAGGUUAAACGCAGAGAAACUGAACUUUAAUUCAGUUUUUACUGCUCAUCUCACCUCGGCUGUUUCAGUCAUGCACAUGGGAGUAAGAGAAGGUGUGCUCUACCUGUUUCUAUUUUAAUAACUCAGGUGGUAGGUGGUACUACUUCACAAUCAUCCCAGUCCUGGACCUUCAAGUCUUAAGACCGUAACUCUGCAGCAAAGUCCACACAUCAGGAUUCAGUGGGUGUAAGUGUUUGGUUCCUCAUGGGUGCUAAAUCAAGUCUUGUAUCCCCACAGUCCCUGACCUCCUGCUAGCUGGAUGUCCUCUUGGCCAAACUCCAGACCCACUCUUGUCAUGUCCUCGUUGAUAGAGCUUCAGCGCUUCGUUUCUGCAGAGAGACGCUGCUCUUGACUUUCCCCCCUUGCUGACAGAUUAGAACAAAUGGCCCCGUAGAGGUGAGCAUAAAUUAUGAGGAUGCGGUUUUGAAAACUCUCCUCGAUUGUCGGACCGUUUAGCCGAAAGAUAAUGAACCCAUUUGUCAAACCUGUGUGUGCAUGUGCGUUAAUUCCUACAACAUCGUCAGGAUUUGAUAAUUGAUUGCCCUGAAACACGGUUAGUAUUCACCGCCGGGCUCCUGGAGUAUUCUGCAGGAUUUAACUAAUUCACCGCAGCAUUAUCGGAGUCUGUUUGGCUGCUUAAACAGGUAAUAAAGAGGCCGAGCUCACCUGACAGUUUGUUUUCAGUGUGAAGUGUUGCAUCUCUGCGGGCUCCUCUGAGGUGCUAAUAUGCUGGAGAGGUUUUAUUAUGAGCGUCAUAAAGAGGUAUUACUGUCCACUAGAGGAGAUUCACACACACACACACUGGCGUGGGUUGUAUCAGUCUAAGUGUGAAUGUGUGAAUGCUCACCCACCUGUCCGAAUCUCCCUCAUUAAUCAUAAUGAGCAUCUGCUGAUGAGGAAUUUCUGCCCACGGUUGGAGGCCGACCUCUUCUUCUCGCUUCAGAGUUAAUUAUGUGUGUGUGAAGAAAACACAGCAACAGGACGGGUGUAGAAGUGCGGAUGUAGAAGCUGCUCGGACCUCCCUGCUCUCUAUCAGUCCUUUCUCAUGUCCUCCACUUUAACCUUCAUAUCACAGCAUGUUCUCAUGAUGCCGGUUUGACAAGUCUGGACCAUCACAGGAGAUGAUGGUGAUUAAAAGAGAGUUAGGGCGAUAGACGGGUUUCUUGUGUACAAAGCCUGCUUCGGAGUGAACUGAUGCCGUGUCGUUUGCAAGUUCUCCCUGAAACAAUUGCAAUAAAAUGUCAUUUUAUUGAAAAAUCGCUUCGUCUUUCAUUGCAUCAAAAUCAGAAAAACACUUACUGAAAUAUCCAUGUAUUUCACUCAGUUUACCAGGUUGUGACGUCAUUUUAGAUGUUUCUAAUAUCAAGAUCGGGGUCGUAAUGUUUGCUGAUUGUUUGUUUUGCCGAUUCGUCCAGUUUACAGCACAACAGCUUCUUGUCAUUUUCUUUCUCUGUUGACUACGCUAGUCAACAAAUAAGAAAUGUCCCACGUGACGUUGUACAAAAACCCGUCUAUAAACCAAAAGUUUACAGAUACCGUAAUUUACGACAACAACCGACGUCAUUUUGCCCAUAUUGGUAUAUUUGGUGUAAAAAAAAUAAAUAAAUCAAAGUUGGUUUUGGAUGUGUGUAGGUAGGCUAUGGUCUCAUGUCCCUUUUAAGACGCUGUCCAACAUCAGAGACGUGACUCCACUCUAGGUCUGUCUGAUAUCAGCCAAAAAACAAAUAUCGGAUUAUACCGGCCUGAACCUCAAAUCUCUGAUAUCAGCACUCUGAUACAAGCAGUCCAUACCAGACUCCACUCCGGCACCUCUAUCACAUCAACAGUGUGUACUAAGGUACAAACAAAGUAGCAAGGAGUAGAAGUGAUGUCAGCUGUGUGACAGUAUAUUUUUCGUUAAAGUCCGAAAAAGACAUUGCAGCUGAGUGCAAAACUUCUCAUGCACAAGUUUGUGCCAAUAUUGGAUCAAUAUCCUUAUCAGCCGAUACUGAAAGCUACAAUAUCGGAAGUAAAAAAGUUGUAUCUGGACACCCCUACUUCACCCCAUCCAGUCCGUAACAAAGAUGAAAAGACAGGUGAGAAGAUGGAAGACGGUUCAAAAGUUGUAGCGGCUGAAGUAGACGAUGUUAAUGUGUGAGGGGGUGAGCAGCUUGUGGAGUAGUUAUCGUCCAUUUAUCGUUAUUGAGGUGAACUGAUCAAUAUAUCGUGAUAUUGAUUUGAGGCCAUAUCGCCCAGCCCUAGAAAAGCUUUGACUUAUACAGCAGUGAGGGUUGCAUCAUUUCGCUUGCAUGUUCUGCUCUACUCCGGCUUUAAGCUUUAAUGGAUAAUGUGUUUGAUUUAAUUACAUACAGGAGGUUUAAAUCCUGUAUUUUAAUGCGCUGCAGAUGUGGGAUUUAAAAAAGCAACACUCACACGUUUUCUCGUCUCGUCUGUCGAUGUUGUUCUGAGACUUUGAGCUUUUGAGUGAAACUGAGAGAGCUGUCAGUGCCAGAGGAGCGGCUCUGAAGUAACUGGAGUGUGAUGAUGAAGACGCUGCUUCAGGUUAUAGCUGAGCCGCUGAGGAGCGACAGACUGAUAACAGAUAACCUCCUCCUCUCCUCUGCCUCUGAUGGUGCAGCAUGGCGCAGAUUUGUUAUGUGCUUAUUUACAGAGUUUGGAAAUCAGUCAGACAGCGGGACGCUUCACUCAGUCGAAUAGAGAAGAGAGGAGGAGGCUCUGCACCUUUAGGCCUUAUUUAAAGUAGGAAAAGUACUGGAGUACUGGAGUCCAGUCUGAUCUGAUACCAUGUAAUUUAUUGAAUUAGUAAUUUCUUCACUGGUUAGCUCUGUUCUGUUGAAAUAUUGUGGCGGCAUUUUCAUUUUUUUAGAUAAUUAUUCUUGGAUUUAUUCAGUUAAAUUGCAUUAACUGUUUUUUUUACUGAUCUCUUUAAAAAUAAUUGGUUUGAAUUUGCUGUAUUAGUGUUUUACAAAGAGUUUAACCUGAGCCAGACCUGACCACGAUGAUUAUCACAGUCAUGCAGAUCCAGUAUGAUAUUUUUUAAUAACAAACUGGUAUUGGAUCAGUACUCUGUAUCAGCCCGAUACCAACAGCACAAGUAUUGGAAUCGGUAUCAGGAGGGAAAAAUUGGUAUCGGACCAUCUCUAAUCAGAAUCUACUGUAUACUUAUUAAGUAUUGUGAUCCUUAUUCUGUCCGAAAAUAUGAGUAAUGAUUGGAUAACAGUUGUUGUAUUUGGGUGUUAAUCACUUAAAUCAAGGCUAAUUUGAGUCACUUCCUAUGACACAGGUGAUUAUUCCUGUGACUCAGAGUGUUUUAACUUAUAUGAGUCUGUUAUGUUUCAUUACCUGAGAUUGAGGAACAGAUUUUGUCAAAGUAGCUCAAGUUUUUAUGGACAUGUAAUAGUACAAAACAAAAAAAUACCUUUGAAACCUGUGAAAUUUUGACAAAAACAGACCUUGGUGGUUUGGAAAAUUAUUCAAACCUUAUAUUUCAGAUUAAAAAGAAUAAAUGUCAAAUACUAAACCUAAAAAGUUUUAUUGUUUUGUGAAAAAUAAUUUGACGUCUGCAUGUUUUAAAAAAGUUUGAAUUGGGGACAAAAAAAAAAUCUGGAAAUGUUUUGAAAUGUGAAAAAACACCCGGAGGAACAUCUCCGACUGCAGAAAGUGUUCCUCAACAAAGACUUCCUCAUCUUUAAACACGUAAAGAGAUUUUCUUUUCUUUGGAUGUUAAAGUCUGCAUUAAAAAAACAGACAUGACUCUGAAGUGGAAAUCACAGCAUGAGCUUAAAAACUUGCUCUCUGUGAUCACGGUUGGUUGAAACAGUCAGAGAACAUUAAAAACAUGAUCCAGAAAUGUCAGAAGAGGUGAUUCAACGCAACAGUAAAAAUAAAACAAGACAAAUAUUCAGAUUUAACAUUUUAAAUAUCGUCUGUUUUCAACCAGACUGUGAACCAUCACAGUCUGUUCCUGAUCAACAGUGAACACAAAAAGAUGUCCUUCAGUUGAAGUAAAGAAAACAUUUAAAAAUGUAGAUGACUAGGACUUCAGCAGAGACUCCUUAUUAUGUAAGUGGUUCAGAUCUUGAAGUGAACCUGAUGACCCUGAUGCUGGGCUGCUCUCUUUUAUAACACCCUGUGUUACACGCAGCUGCAGCUGGUCCUGCCAGUUCUUAAAGGGCAGCGCUGAGAAACUGCUGCGUUUUCGACUCUCCCAGUUUUAAAUCAGAGUCAAGCGUCUUCGCUGAGGCGCUGCAGACUCUGUCAAAGAUGUUCCACUUGAUGUGCUGUAAAUAUGUCUAAAGCGUGACGUCGUGGUAACGGGUGUGAGACCAGCGCACAGUAGCAGGACACGGUGCUGCACAGACUCUUUCCCGCGUGGUGCUUCUUGAUACCAACAUGCCUGAAGUCAGAUUUGCUGCACAGCGCGUUCCCUACAUGUCCUGUGUGUUUAUGUGACCACAUGGCGUCCGAUGACACACCCAUGUUGCCGCAGCAACCGGGGUCCCUCAGUUGUGUUGUCGCUGAUGUCACCCCCACCCAGUCACGACCAAACUCCACCUUUCCUGUGUGUCAGACGCCCACCUCUGAGCUGUCCUGGAAACAUUAGCUCAGCUGUGACACGGUCCCACCUCAUGUAGAAAAACAGCCUCGGCCUCUGUGGACCAUUAAAACCAGUCAUCUGAAACCUGAGCGCCGCAGACACACGCCAAAAGAGCCCGAGCAGCACAGGAAAUGACAUCACAGGAGUGGAAAGUGGGGUUAACAGUCCCCAGAGCCGCUGCUGCUGUGUUUUCGCUCUGGUAAUGGACUCUAAUUGGAGGUUUGUGAUGGAGUCUGAAUCCUGAUCCUGGAUGAUGUCUCAUUUAGAGCUGCUGCUGCUGGGUCGAGUGUGAUCCCUGAGAAACGCCCGUCAUAAAUACCCCAUCAUCCCUGAUUCACACAGGAGUCGUGAGGCAGCCGUGAAUAAACAUGACAGAGUUCAGCUCCAGAACACUUAAAGGUGUUUAAACAGCCGGGCAGGUGCGCACAGGUGCUGCAGAAACAACAGAGAGUCACUCAUUAUACUUUAGAGAGCCGACUUCCUCCACUCAACGCCUGGAGCGGUCGCUGCAGUGUCUGUAACGUGCGGCAUAAAGAGGCUCCUAAUGACGCCUGAUUGCAGCAAUUUGCAUCAAAAACUGAUCUCCCUCUCAGAGCUGUGAUCCGUCAGAGUCGAGCACACCUUUACUCUCUUUAUUUAGAUCGCUCUGACGAAGGGAUCAGCUUUAAGACUUUCUUUGAAUGAUUGUUUGAAUUAUGGAAUUAGAGGACUUGCACAUGAUUGGAUAACCUGAAGAAGAGGUAUCAGUAUGUUCAUUUUAAUAACACUAAUUUAGAACUCACCUGGAAAUCACCUGUCACCUGUGGAGCACUAGCCUGGCUGGGCCAUCCAGUUGCGUGAAUCACUUGCCGUUCCUUCCCACAACAGUCGGGACUUCGGCCAGAAUUGGGAGCGUGUAUUAGCGAUCAGAAAAUAACCGGGCCAAUCAGUGACUGUGUUUCCACUGUUCCCCGGACAACAGGGAAAGGCAGCCCCUGAUUGGUCCAUGUGUAGAUGGUGACGUCUAACACAUGCUGCGGGACUUUUCAAAGCGCCGUCCAUUCAGAACGCAAUUAAUUCUGCAGUUGACUUUGCAAAGUCGUCAGAAAUCGUUUACAGAAGACAUAAGAGACAUUGUUUGCUCGCACACGUUUACUUGAUGCUUGAGAGCCCAGCAGGGAACACAGUUAUGCACUGUGAUGACGUCAGAUGUUUGGUUACGGUGAUUGGUUACAGUAGUCCGUCUAUCAAGGAAAGUACUCCCGCCCACUUUUAGGGCUCCCAAUUGGCCGAAGUCUAGACUGAUUUUGGAUGGAUGGCCCAGCCAGGCUAGUGGAGUGCCGAAAGCAGGGUUAGGUAUCGUUUGAUUUUGAACGAUUCCGGUUCCAAUUCUGAUUCCGUUCGUUCCUACACCCGUUCGGUCAUAUUAUACCAAAAUAAAUAAAUACCGAACCGAACCGAAUGAUUGUUUUUGACAGUGAAACUCGGUUACACAAACCGGUGCAUCUGGUCACCUUUCAUGAGCUAAUUAACGAUCAUAAAUCAAAGUUAACAAAGUAAAGUUGUAAGGCAGUAUAUAAGAAAUAAACACAACAACAAAUCAUCAAUAUUACUUUAGCACCACUCUGCAUCAGGGAUGACUGAUAAAGACUGUGCGAACAUAAGAGUAUGAGCAAGACGUGAAGUAUCGGUUAAAAUCAUGUCAGGCUGAGAGAGAAACGGUGAAAUCUGAAUCUGAACUAAUUCAUCAUAAACUCAGAGAGACUUCUUCUCAGUAAAGAGUGAAUUAGCGGUUCUACUCUGAACGCCUCCCAUGUGUCCUUAAGGAGCCUUCAGCUCCUUACCCUAUCUCUAAGGCUGAGCCCGGACACCCUAUGGAGGAAAUCCAUUUCGGCCGCUUGUAUCUGCGAUCUCGUUCUUUCGGUCAUUACCCAAAAUCCAUGACUAUAGGUGAGGAUCGGCACGUAGAUCGACCGAUAAAUCGAGAGUCUCGCCUCACAUCUCAUCUCUUUCUUCACCACGAUGGAUCGGUUAAGCAUCACUGCUGACGCCGCUCCGAUCUGCCUGUCAAUCUCCAGCUCCAUCCUACCCUCACUAGUGAACAAGAUCCAGAGAUACUUGAACUCCUCCACUUGAGGCAGGACUUCCCCUACGACCUGGAGAAGGCAAUCUACCUUUUUCCGACUGAGGACCAUGGCCUCUGACUUGGAGGUGCUAACUUGUGGAGUAGUUAUUGUCCAUUUUUUGUUAUUGAGGUGAACUGAUCAAUAUAUUGUGAUAUUGAUUUGAGGUCUUAUCGCCCAGUCCUACUGUAAUGUGGACUGAAGUAGGCCCACCUUGAGUCCAGAUCCAGCGUCUUUACUCCGUCUGCUCCCUCAGUGUCAGACUUUAAACUGCCCUCUGUCGUCGUCGAGCACAUUUACAGACGACAGGGUUUAAAUCUCUCGCUCUGCAGCGCUCGUGUCAAAUGAUGAAAUUACCACUCGGGUUCUCGGAGUACAGAAUCCACCCUCAUUAUUUACACAUUAUCUCCUGUAGCCGGCUCUCCUAGAAAGAGACAGACUCAUUCGUUUCCCCCCGACCCUAAUGGGAAAGUUUUUUUUUUUACUCCUCCGUUGUUUCUUCCCUCAGCCUCGGCAUAUCCGUCUUCAGAGAGAUCUCUCACUUCCCGCAGCGAGGAGCUUUCGGCGUGCGGAGGGAGAUUAAGACGAGAUAUCUCAGACUCUGGGAAAUGAUGCAGAAGGAGCUGUUUUCAUUUUCUGGGUUUAAUAUUUCAAUCAAACACAAAUUACACAAGGAGAAGAGUAAUUAAUGCAAAAUUUUCCCUUUUCGCAUCACAAUGUUUCUGAUUUCUUGACUAAUUUCUUCUUGAAUUUGCAGUUGUGUUUUAAAGAAUUGUUUGUGUAGUUAAUAAAUCAUCUCUUCAUUUAACAGCACGAGCUCUUGCAGUUGGGAAAGCGGUCCAGCAGCUUCAGGGACUGUUUUACGGCCAACUUUUAACUUGUCUCGACUUGCGAACGUGUGCACCUGCUCCGGUGUGAAAUAACGCAGAAAAAUACUAAUCAAACCAGCUUUAUGAGCCCGGAGGAGUUUUUACUUCCUUUAAAAAGACACAGAGGAGUGCGCUGAAGUAAAGUCUGCCCAACCGUUUGAUCCAGUCGGAGUAAACACACCAGGUAGCCAGCUGUGAGGGGGCGUGGCCAGAGAGGAGCAGAGCUGGGUUAUAGUAUCAUACGGUCCCUGCUGCUGCUGCUGCUGCUGCUGUUGUUGUUGCCUCCUCCACUCCUCGGCGUUUCUGUGUGUUUUUAAACUUUAAUGGGAAGUCAAACCCUCGGAGCUCAGGUGUCACUGCCUCACCGACCGUGGUGUGAGACGGGGGGCAAAGGGUGAAGAGGACAGCCUCGACUCUGACGGAUGAGACGUGACAAACCUCUGUGAGCUCCUGUGUCGUCCAAAAACAUGAGGCUCAGACCGAUUAUUGGUCAUGGCUGAUUAUCGGGCCAAUAUCCUGUUUGUAUCAACCUUUUAGUUCACAGAUCACCAGUGAAAUUAACUCAUUAAAUAGUGCUCUCUUUUGGCUCUGCUGCCCUUUUUCCCUUUAAGCAUUAAACUAAAACUCUUGUAUUUGAUGUUGAAUGUUUGAGUUUGGUUUGUCCAAAAGUUUUAUGAUGACGUUUAUAUUAAAAAAUCUACAUUUUGAUACAAACUUUACAAAUUUUUUCAUGUGAAUUUAUAUGUCAGUUUUUGGUCUCACAAACUUCUGAUAAUGGGUUUUAGUAUUGACUCUGAAAACCCAGUUUCAGUCGACCCCUCUUAAUGUUCAGAAACUGUUCAAAUGUUUUUCCCCUCCACCACAGUAGGUGGCGAUCUGCCCUCUUAAAGCUCCUUACUGAUCUGUCCCCUGGUUGAUGUGUCACAUCACUAGGGGUGUCCCUAUACAACUUUCUCACUUCCAAUACAACACCGAUAUUGUAGAGUUCAGUAUUGGCCGAUACUGAUAUUGAUCCGAUAUUAGCACAAACUUGUGCAUGACAACUUUUUUCUGGCUUUUGCAAAACAUACUGCCAAACAGCCGACAUCACUCCGACUACUACUACUACUUUGUUAGUACUUUAGUACACACUGUUAUUGUGAUCACAUGGGCUCUACAUGCUGGAUCCAGGCGCUGCUAGAUAGAAGUGCUGGAGUGGAGUCUGGAAUGGACUGCUUGUAUCAGAGUGCUGAUAUCGGAGAUUUGAGGUUCAGGCCGAUAUAAUCCGAUAUUCGUUUUUGUCUUGCUUUUUUCUAAUAUUGGGCCAAUAUCUGAUAUCAAUAUCUGAUCGGGACAUCCCUAUAUGUCACAUACCGAAGCACUCAACAAAUAUUGUUACCCCCAAUUUCCACCACAUCCGGAACGGCUAUAAAAGGAUUGUAUCUGCCGAUCACAGCUGAUUGUAACCAUUAAAGUUAAUGUGUCAGUUUCCACCGACUUCUCUGUAAGUGAGGAAUGAUGGUAAAACGUCCUCCACUGAAGCAGGUUUAGGAGUGAGUUAGAGAAAAAUUUGGUGAAUACUCCUUUAAGUCUCUAAUGAUGAGUGUUGUGCAGACCGGGCGUCUGGUAAUCAUGGCGCAGUGAGCGGAGGUUUGACAUAGUUUAUGCUCCUCUCAGUCUGAGGAGAACAGAAGCAUUUUUUAUUCCUUACAUUCACUCCACAGCGUGUGAUUUCUCAGCCUUCAUUAACUCCCUCAGCCGUAGAUCACUUUGAAAGACCUAAAUCCACACGGCUUCAGGAUUUCGUUGGCAACAGUUGAGUCAUUUAGUCAGAGACCUGCUGAGGCGAUGAUGCAAACACGCUGAUAGUGAAGGUGAGUUAAUCAUGUGCAAUUAUGACAGAGUUAUUCCUGUCUGAGAGUCUCCUGUAAAAACACUCAAGACCUUCCUCCUGAUAUUUCAUCUCUGUUUAAAGCGUUACAGCGCGUUUCUUCUAAGAAUUUUUAUUGUCUCGUCCUUCAGGAUAAGCAAACAGGAGCCUUCAGGUUUUAACGAUUGAAAAUCAGUCUGAACUUCUCUGCAGGAGUCCUGAAAACGUCUCCAGUCUGCACACGUCGUAAACAGCAGUCAAGCUGCUAAUCUGCUAACGGAGCUUUCAGCCCAAACCGCAGCAGAGGUCCAUAAUAAAAUGUUAUUUUUGGACUGAAGUGGGUAAACAGAUCUAAUUGUUCUCAUAUAAAAUGCAAAUAGAUUCUGCUGAACCAGAGAAACAGGAAGAGUUUUCAUUCGUUUGCUUUAACUCGGGGAAUAGAAACAUCCCACUGAUGCACAGUUAUGGUUUCAGACUUGAAAUAGACUUUUCUGGACUUAUUUUAUCAGAGUAAUCCAGCUCUUUAAAACCUGACUGAGGCGAUGUCUGACAGUUAUUAAAGGUACAGUGUGUAGUUUUAGCAGUGUUUGGCUGAACACUUUAUAGAAGCAGAAGUUAAUCUUCACAAGUAUGUUAAGUGAACAAUCACCUGAAUAUGAAAACUGUUCUGUCUUAGAGAGAGUCUUUUAUAUCUAGAAAAGAGCCACAGAGAAAGGACAAUCUAGUUACAUACGUGUUUUUGUAUUCAGUUAGCUGACAUGUAAAAUGCAACUGAAUGAAAGUCAAGGACGAAAAAGAGGAGAGUGGUUUCUGUUGUAUGGAAAAUAAUUUGUGGAUGUUUUUUGACAAGAGGAAGAUCAUAUCGAGGAGCUUCUGUUGCUUCACUAAUUGGAGGGGUGAGCGAGGGAGCAUUUCAACCUAAUAGAUAUUACUAAAUAUUCCUACACUGCCUUUAAAUCAGCGUCCCUUUGAAUGAUUAAAAUUCUUCCUACAGAAAAAGCGAAUCUUGUUCAGUGAAUAAAAAUUUACACAAAAGUCUGACUUCUGCUUUGGGAAGUGGUGAAAACCAAAAAGAGUGUCAAUGAUAGAUUUUCAAUUUAAAAAUCUGAAAAUAUGACAUGGAAAUUUUUUCUGUUAUGUGUUCCUGCUGCCACUAAAUCACCGUCAGAGAAAACUGUAGUUGUAUUUUGAGUAAAGCUGAAGUGAUCGUGGGAUGAAAUUGUGCACAGUGGAAAUCUUUAAAGGGAUAUUCCCGCAUAAAAUUAAUUUAGGGUCAAACACACCGUAACACCGAGUUAGACACACUCGUCGUGAGAUGAAUGUUGUCGACCGCUUGGUUUUCUAGUUUUACCAAUUCAAGCAAUGACCGCAGACAGCAAUACAGAGAGCCACGCGCUCAACCAAAACGCCACUCUAUAGCCACAAAUAAGAACAGCACCUAACUUCAUCAACAGGAAAUACAGGGUCACAGCCAUAGUACUAGACACCAAACAUCUUGUCAGCUUUACCUGAUUUCUUUAGCAAAGAGACUAAACACAACUCACCUACUCUCUUCCAGCUGCCGCUUGUUUGUAGUGAGACCUCAGGCCAGUUCAUUACAGACUACAGUGGGGUGACGCAGCUCAAGGAAGAACAUUUCUCAAGGAACAUUUCUCUCUGUUGCAUUGUUGUCUUUGUUUUGGACUUAUGCAUGUGUUUGUAAAGUUGUGUCCUUUCUGGAUUUGCAGUGCAUUUCUUCUUAUAAAGAUCCCUCAGGUCAUUGCACGUCGUUUUUCCUUGUCAGCCACCGUACUAUAGAAUAAACUCAUGAGGAACAUUGUGAAGAUUGGAUUUUUAUCUGUUUUGCUCAGGUUUACUCUUUAAGUAAACUCUGUCAAUAAGCUGAUUUCUGCCAUAAGAUAUUCAUAAAGAAAUGCAUCAGGCUGAAGAGGCCAGUACUGUACUCAUAUUAAGAUUUCAGACUUAAUAACAAUAAAUUUCAGACUUUUAAACUGCAAAAAUGAGGAGAUGUUAAAAACCGUUGUUAAAGCAGCACAGAGAAAGCUUCAUAAAACAACUCAGGCGGUAGUUUUAGUCACUGUGCACAGAGCAUUUAGUGUUUGUGGAAGUAUUGUUCUGCCCAAUUCAGAAUAAACUGCCAGCUUGUUUUGGUUUCCAUAUGAAUGACUCCUGAUAGAAACACGCUGGCAGGUUGUUCCUUUGCAGCGAAUCACUGCGGCGCACCCUCAGACGCCUGCGUGUUCCUGCUGUGAACCUUCAGGUCCAAACCUCUGCACAAAGAAACAGAGAGAAUUCAAUUUGACAGCAGACAGACGAGCAGCUCAAGUGCGAUCCAGGCGUUUCAUCACACACCUGAUGACACACCGGGGUGAUUUCUAUACCAGAGACUGUGCGGCACCCCUCAGUGACUCCCCCCCGAGUGAGCUGUUUGUGUUCCUGCAGUUAUUUUAGCUCUUUGCACUCUCCGUACCCCCGCUUCAAAAAUCAGUUUCAUCCCAGAGCGAACGGCGGAGCAGCGCUGUGAUAAGACGCAGAAAGAUGUUGCCCAUGAUAACACAACUUUAUAUAACGAGCCAUCACACAACAGGGGUGCAGUUAUCCCCCGUCCUGUGAGCUCUUGAAUUUAAUUUGUCUCCGUGUCCCUCUGAGGCAGAGCAGCUUUUGCUCGGCUUGAGAUACUGAAAGACCUAAAAAGAAAACAACUUUUGUCCUGAGUUAGAACCUCUGGCGAACAUUGAAAUCAGUGAGGAAGUGCAAAGAAGCUGCAGUUCCUUGAGUGACCACUUGGGGCUCGCUGUACAGCUACAGAAUCCCCAUUGACUCCCAUGUUCAAAUGCUCAACUUUAGAGCAAAAUUAAACAUGUUUACAAACUUGUGUGAAAAAUAUUUUUUGGUAUGUAGCAAAUUUAUUCCUUCACUCACACUGUACAGGUGUUGAUUUUUUAUAACUCCUCUAUUUUUAAGACGUUGCGACCAAGAGUUAUACACAGGUUUGCAGAAUUAAAGGCAAGUUUGAGCUCUUUUAGGGAUGGGCGAGAAAACGAAAAUUUACUGAUACUGAAAUUUACGACAAUAACCUACCUCAUUUUGCCCAUAUUGGUGUGAGCAGCUUGUGGAGUAGUUAUCGUCCAUUUAUCGUCAUCGAGGCGAACUGCUCAAUACAUCGUGACAUUGAUUUGAGGCCAUAUUGCCCAGCCCUAGUUCUUUACCUCAGGCUUUGAAGAAGGGCUGAGGAAGGGUAACCACAAAAAUGAAACACUGCAGUACUAACAUGCCAACUGCCAAGCAUGAUAGGCUGGGCGCAAUGGCUAGGCUCAACUCGUCUUAAUUAAUUUUUGGAUGGAGACUCUGGUGCAUAAACUGAGUUUAACAUUUCUGCUUUCAGCCAUAUGACAAAGGAUAACCAGCCAGAGCGCCAAGCUAACUUUGGGAUAAGCAAAAUGACGCAGAAAAUUUGAUAUAUUCGAUUAAGUAGAAUAAACAGAACAACAAAAGCCACGCAGAGAUGGUAAUCCAUGAAAAGCACCAGAUUUGACGAUCAAGAAAUAGUGGAGACAUGUUCCAUUCUGCUUUAAAAACACCUUAAUCUUCCACCUUUAUGCUUCAUAUCUCUGCAGUCUCCUGCUCGAUUCUCACCGGGAUUAGCGACUCUGUUUAAAUAUAACAGACCUUUCACUACAUUUGAUUCUGUUUCAACACACAACAAAGUGCUAAAUGAAGCUUGGAAAUGCUCAUUGUGUGAUGUGCAUUGUGUGUUUUUAAUCCCACACACACAGAGCAGACUGAAUCAAACCACAAGGAGCGGUUUGGCAGGUACUUUAUGACUCAGCUGCUGAGUCACAAAGAGGAAACUCCUAUUAGUCUCAGCUGCAUCCAAGAAAACACAGACGAACUCUGUGACGCUCUGAAAAACCAACAUGAUUAACUAGUUCGUGGAGUUAGGUCAGGUCUCUGUGGACUUGGAGCGUUAAGUAUUUUUUAGAGUAGGAGUGUGUUGUUGUAGGGAUCAGACAGAUGUAGAAAUAGUGUCUCAGUUUGGUUUGAGUGAGAGAUUUGUGGGUUUUAAGAUGCUGAAGCUGAACGCGGAGGUUUGUAGAGCUGAGUCAGGAUCCGCUGUUGAACUCUGAUACACCCGCGCUAUUGUUUGAUCCUCUGGCUCAAGGGUUUAUGUUAAAGGGAUAUUCCGGCAUAAAAUUAAUUUAGGGUCAAACUCAGUAACACCAAGUUAAACACACCGUCGAGAGAUGAAUGUUGCUGACCGCUUGCUUCUUUAGUUAUACCAACCAAAACGCCACUCUAUAGCCACAAAUAAUGCUCAGAACAGCACCUAACUUCAUCAACAGUACAUAGAGGGUCCCAGCCACCGAAAAUUUUGAUAACUUUGCCUAAUUUCUUUAGCAAAGAGACUAAACACAACUCACUUAUCUCUUCCAGCAGCCGCUUGUUUGUAGCGAGACCUCAGGCCAGUCCAUUACGGACUACAGCGGGGUGACACAGCUCAAGGAAGAACAUUUAUGAUCAUUUCCUUGAAGUAAUAAUCACCAUAUUAAUAAUUUUCACUGCAGACGCUGUAGUUCUUCUGUCUUAGCGUCUCGGUCUGAUUGUAUUUCCAUGAAGAAAUGAUCAUAAAUGUUCUUCCUUGAGCUGCGGCACUCCGCUGUAGUCCGUAAUGGACCGGCAUGAGGUCUCGCUACAAACAAGCAGCUGCUGGAAGAGAGUAGGUGAGUUGUGUUUAGUCUCUUUGCUAAAGAAAUGAGUCAAAGCUAAAAAGAUGUUUGGUGUCUAGUACUAUGGCUGUGACCCUAUAUGUCCUGUUGAUGAAGUUAGGUGCUGUUCUGAGCAUUAUUUGUGGCUAUGGAGUGGUGUUUUGGUUGAGGUUUGUUUAUGGCUCCUCAGACAGGCUGUGUAUUGCUAUCCUGAGGUUGUUACUAAAGUUGGUAUAACUAGAGAAGUAAGCGGUCGGCAACAUUCAUCUCUCGAGGGGGUGUCUAACUCGGUGUGUUUGACCCUAAAUUAAUUUUUAUCCCUUUAAAGACAGAUGAAAGUGGAUGAGGAGCCAUCCAGCAGAGGGCACCCUCAUCGUCACCUGACCAUCACAUUGCACUCUUGACCUCAUAAAACUAAAACAGUGAAAGAUUUUUGCAAAAACAGACGGUUUGUGGCUGAAAAAGACUGUCAGUCAACGAACAGUUUUAUCUGUUAAAGUGUCGUUAAAUACGAUCCUCUCGUUUACAUGCAUCAUUGACAGGUAAACUGCAGUGUUCUCAUUGAAAUCUCAGUCCCUCCCGUCUGCCGCUGUGUGCCGUGCGGAGAGGUUUCAUGUCCCUCCAUACUUCUCUUUAUUGACUGUCUGUAAGCGUGACAGCAGCUGUUGAGCUGAUUUACUGUCUCCGUGUGUCAUCACAAGAUGCCUUCAGGGUCUCUCUGUGUACAUGACGGCCGUGUCACUGAAGCGUUCACUGUCGUUAUUGAUGCAGGACGACCUGAGGACGGAGGCUGUGGUGACUGAGGGAUGUUAACAUUAAUCAGAGGGCUCUUUAGAGAGGCUGGUGAGCCUGCGUGGGUCUAAAACCAUCUUCAUUUCAGAGCACAGGUGGCUAAAGUUUAUCAUACAUGGAUGGAAACAAAAGAUUUUUAUAGAAGGUCCCAAAUCUCUGAAUUUAUCUUUUCGUGAAGUGAAGUUUUAUCCUCCACCACCUUGUUUCUUUCUGCUCAAAAAUAUCUGUGUGAGGGCUUCAGGCAGCUCCCCUGGCAUACUUAACAAGGCUCUGACCCAGUUUGAAGACUGGCUAAGUGGGUUUGUCUGUUUUUGGUUUCCUGCUUUUCUCACAUCCAAACUACCCGACACAACUUUGACUCACUUAGAGGAGCCGUGGAUGUAUUAAAGACGGCGCAGUUAUUCCGAAUAUUACUAAAACCAAAAUAUGACCAAGUGCAGAAUCAAAAUUAAACAAGUCCAACUUUUUCGGUCAAGACAAAAACAGAGAUGUCCUGACUCGUAUAUCUUUCUUUUUUUGUUGAACAGGUAAACUAUUUUAAUGUACAGACUGCAACAAAUAUCAUUUUUACAGGAUUCUCAGUCAAAGUGAAAAUCCUCUUCCAUAAACUAUCCCUCCAGAUUUUCAAUCAUAUUGCAGUAGCAACAUUGAUUGUAUGAUUAUAUACUUUCUCAUACGUCCUGAUACAGAUCCUUGAGGAACUCCAGAUCAAAUUCACAAAGUUUAAAGAAUUAAUUUCAUAAAAAUGUUGCAUAGAACUGUUAAUACUGUAUUUCUUGUUUGCAGAAUUUUGAGAUUAACAGUGACCUGACUCCACCAAGAGUGUUUUUUUUUUUGUUUUUAAGUAGCCACACUGAUUUGCCCAAACAAAACCAUUUCAGUGCCGAAGUGUAAAAACACUCUUGUCUUUGCUCUUAGCUAAAAAUAGGGUCUAUGCUCACUGACAGCAUUUUUUUUGCACCGGCAGCCCCUACAACCUUCACUGUAGAUAUUUUCAUACCUGUGCUUGUCGUUUAAAGGUUAUGUAAGUCUUCCCUGGGGUGCUGCCACUGCAAAAAAAUCAGCUAACAAUGAACAGAUGAAUUACAAAAGCAUGGAAGCGCUCUGAAAUUUAGAUCUUAGGCGCUUCAUCGCUGUCAGUGGACACAGGCCCUAAAGGUAGAAUAUUCAGGGACUUAUCUAACUCUUUACUUGUGUGAUUUUGAUUUUUUAAAACUUCUGCCAGAAAAUCAGUUUGUUGCUUCUUGACUUUAUAUGGAGCCGCUUCUGUAAGUCUUGGUGAAGUCGAUCACGGGUGAGGGGAAUUGAAAACUUAAAAACAGUCUAAACUAGUUCAAGCCAGCGACAUUAUUUGGGUCUAUGCGUCAUGGUUCCUUCAUCGAUGCUGUCCUCUAAGGUCUGCGUGCCAGGCAAAACAACAAUGUGACAGAAAGGCAGUCAGUGUGAACAACUAAGAAAGUAAGGAAGAUCAGAGACGAUCAGGUAUAAAGGUAGCCAUGUCACUGUGGUGGGCAGGUGUUUGACCCGGAAGGGCAAAAGGUUUUUGACCGUCGUGGCGCUAACUGCCGGCGUUUUCCUUGUUUGUUCAGUGUUGGAUAUCUAUUGCAAAACUAAUUUGGUUUUGUUCAAAAACAGUACAUUUUUUGUUUGCAGAAUCAGAGGAACAGGGUAAAACUCAGUAGCGCGGCGCAUCAACCGGAUUACUCUGGGUCAAGCAUCUCAGUAGCUUAAAGCAUCAAUUUAGCUCCUACAGGUAAUCUGAGAUUAUUUACGUAUUUCAUAUGUUGCUAGUCGAAGGCUGCCAUCUUUGCUGUGGUCUGUUGACCAAUCAGAGGCUGUAUCCGUGAUCAGCUGACCUGUCAAGGCCCAAUCAGAGCCCGGGCUUCCCCUCGGAAAAGCAGUGAAGGUAAUAAAACUCGUAAAAGAAACUGUAUAGACCUACUUUCUCCACUAUAAUUGAUAAAGGAGUCGAUACAGAAUUGGACUGAUAAAAACAUCGGUACCAAUAAAAUCUGAUCAACUCCCAUCUUAAGAGAAAAGAAGUAGAAAUUAUUAAACCCCAACUACUUGACUGAAGGUCCUCUUGGGUGUCUGCUCUGCUGCGAUGCUCCCUUCUGAUAAAUCAAUUUGCCGUUUUGAUUACUAUCAGCGUUUAUAAUGAGCUCAUCUGAGUCAUCUCGGGUUAUUAAAAUGAGAUACUUUAUUGCCCUGAGGGGAACAUUUGUCAUCGGGGAUAUUGCUAAUCCCAGCUGGAAACAUCUUAAUAGAGUGCGCUGCAAACUGCUGUGAUUAAAUAUAUGAAUACAAACACAUUAAAAGGAGGUAAUAGAGAAUCUCAGGAGCAUAAAUAUUAAGAACCAGGAUAAAUAUGUGAGCGUCAUAUUAGCGCUACAGAGGAGUGGGUUUGGUGUCACCUUUUCUAACCCUGGUCCAAGAUCUCCUUAAUAACAUCCCCAUGAUGUCAACCUCUAUUUUUAAACCUGCUCUGUAUUCACAGUACUGUGAGCAGGUUGAACCUGUAAAAUCUCCGUUUUUUUCCCCUUUUAAAUCUUCAGAGGAAUCCUGCAAACAGAGCUAAAAUAAUUCCUGGACAGCUCGCUGACGUCUCUCUGGGUUUUUCUCAGCAGACUGUCUCAGUGUCCAGGCAGCCGGGAGGUAAAUGAUGCAGGUGAUGACUCACACAGCCGGGCUUCCCCCCUCCGCCUCCUCCCGUAUCUGCCUGGUUUUAUCAUCUCAGGGUGGAUUUCUGCAGAGCUGCUGUCUGAGGCACGAUGAGCACAAAUAACGUCAUUUUUAUAACGCUGUAUGCAGCAAAAUCAGCUCUGUUACCCUGAAAAAAAGGGUGGCUGCCCCCCGAAAAUGAUAAUUUCUCUUCUUUUGUUUCACUGUAGUGAAAAACGGAGUUAUAUUUUCAUUGAAUUGCAAUACAGGAGCAGGUCACUAUGAGGGGAAUCUUGGGAAUGUUAACUAUGCAGAAAGGUUCAAACAGCUUGUGUUGCAUAAAAGUGAGACAUCCUUUCAGCAGCACCUACAUGAAAGUAAAAAUGUGUUUCCGCUGCCUUUACAUGACGGGAACAUUUCUGUUUAAUGCAGCUUACAUCACCGAUUUUCAGCGCCUAAAACCAUCAAUGUACCGCAUUGUUGUCACUGAGAUAUUUUUUUCUGCACAUUUAGGCAGAAAAAAAACAUCUUUUUAUAGAAGCUCCUCUAAAAGAGGACCCUACCCUCCUCGGCGCGGGUCAUUUGGACAUGCUGUUUGUAAAGAAGCGAGUAGAGAUUGCUUAAAGGAGGUGGUUUCGACUCAAUAAUAGACUCGAGAGAUGAAUUCACAAUAAUUAACCACCAACUUUAGUGAGGGGAAAUGUGCAGGAGGAGCCGAUAAAGCAGACCUACUUGUAUAGAGACAGAGCAUUAACGUAAACAGGGGGGAUUAAAUAGAAAUAAAGACUAAAGAGUUUCAGCUGUGAGGUCCUCUUAAUCUGAGAGAAAAGUCGUCCUAGACUGAGGGGAACCGACUACAGGUUUUGCACCCUGGUCUGCUCUUGUCUGGGAUUGAGGAAAAAAGUGGUCGGACCUUUAAUUUGGUUCAAAACUUCUUUGUAUUUCUCUGGAUUAGCAUGGCGAUAAAAAUUCACAAUAACAGUGUUAUUGCAGCAUUUAUAGAAAACCCCAAAAAGAUCCCAAACUGAUGAGGAAACUUUUUCUUGGACGUGAUUUGUUUUGCAGUUGCUGAUAUUUUGACAUUUAAACGGUCUUGGUUGCUUUAUUUCCUGUAUUGACAAAAACAUGCUUUUAUUUUGAAAGGACUCACAUGCUACUUCCAGUCUUUACUCCGUUUUAAAGCUGGUUGGAAAAAACACCAUUAUUGUCCCUUACAGUGUAAACCAAGUAGUCAGACAUUAUUACUGUUUGCUGAUUUUAAGUUAAAGCUCCAGUGUGGGUUUUUCUGUUUGGGAUGAAUUUGGCGCCCUCUGUGGACAAAAUGAUACCUCUGCUCUCUUUUCUGAUCUUGUCCUCUACAGAACAUGGUGUUUUCUGAUUUCAGAUCAAAGUUAGAUGGCUCACUAACUGUUGGUAUUUGUUUUAUUAAAGGUAUCCUCAGGUGGGCUGCUGUUCUUCUGGUCUGACACCGACCCCCUAACAGGACUUUCUAAUAUCAAAAAUGGUCAGGUUUGUUGCUGAUGUUCUUAAUUGUAUCUUUUAGGAAGGGCUGGGCGAUAAACCCAAAAUGUAACCAUCCCUCUUCUAGCAGCCGCUUGUUUGUAUGGAGACCUCCGGGCGAGCCCAUCGACUUCAGUGGGGUGACGCAGCUCAAGGAAGAACAUUUAUGAUCAUUAAUUUAUCAUUUCCUUUGAUCGUAUUUCCAUGAAGAAAUGAUCAUAAAUGUUCUUCCUUGAGCUGCGUCACCCCGCUGAAGUCCAGAGGUCUCCAAGCAAACAAGCGGCUGCUGGAAGAGAGUAGGUGAGUUGUGUUUAGUCUCUUUGCUAAAGAAAUUAGUCAAAGCUAAAAAGAUGUUUGGUGGCUGGUACUAUGGCUGUGAAAGUUGGUAUAACUGGAGAAGCAAGCGGUCUAACUCGGUGUUACCGUGUGUUUGACCCUAAAUUAAUUUUACGCUGGAAUAUCCCUUUAAUAUUGGAGGGGAUGAGCAGCUUGCUGAGUAGUUAUCGUCCAUUUAUUGUUAUUGAGGUGAACUGAUCAAUAUAUCGUGAUAUUGAUUGGAGGCCGUAUCGCCCAGCCCUAUUUUUAGGUCCUCUUGAUUUCCAUCUGCUCCUCUAAACCCUGAAAAUGUCGCUGCCGUUGGUCGUGUUGGUUCCCCUCGUCUGUAUUUGCUGCCUGGUUUUCUCCUCCUGAAGUGAAGCGCCCUAAACAACUUGUAGCGGAGAGAAGUAACAUAUGCUUCCUAAUAACAUAGCAGGUGCUCGUCCCCGUGCACGCAGUGAGGCAGACUGGCUCUGGUGCGCUCGUCUUCAAAGUCCUCCUCCAAAGACUGUCAUGCAGAGUCUCUUCGCUCCCGCUCCGCCCAUCAGCUCUGUGUUUGUGCCGAGCUGCAGAGGAGCGUCUCCUCAUCAGCCUUUGUCUUACAUCGCCGUGGUGUCGCACAAACGAGCAUGAGUGUGUGUGUGUGUCUGUGUGUGUGUGUGUGUGUGUGUGAGUGUGUUUGGAGACAGAUGAUGGGCCGGGGUGUGUUGCCUGCAGGCCUCUCCUCUGAAGGCAUCUGUGCUCGGUCCGAGAGCCUUCUGAUGAAAUCACAGCUGACAUUUUGAAAACGCACAACAGUCGACGAAAGCACAGCAGCACCCAGAUUUUCCUCACCUACUUCCUUCCCUUUAUUCCUCUCCUCCCAUCCUUCUGUCCUUCCUCCUUUUGUUUCCUCUCCCUCAUGCUUCACUGACCUUUCUCCGGCUCACGAUUAGAUACAAAUCAACGUUCAUGUUUUCGCCCGAUCAUGCUGAAAAUUGAGUACAUUAGAGGGAGAUUACAAUGCCGAUGAACAUGACAGCAACAUUGUUUAGAAUGAAAUCUUCGCCGCAUUCGCCAAACGCACAACAUAAGCUGUUGUUCGAGGCCGCCGUCCUGAUCAGCUGCGAUAGCGGCGAUGAAUAUUUCACUGGUGCAGAAUGUGGGUCGCAACGAGGAAGCGAGGCCUUGCGGGGAGUGCCAUAAAUAUCUCCCUCUCUCUCUGGUUAUAAUGGUUGUGCUUUAUUAGGGCUGUGUGUCUGUGCAGCUCACUGUAACAGGUCCAAGGAAACCCAGAGGAGCACUGAUGAGCCCGGGGCGAGGUGUUGCUUCAUCUGCCAUCUUUCCGAGCAGAGAAAAGAAAUCUCUCUUCUCAUUCUUCCAUCGGGCGAUGUGGGGUUCCUGAAAAAAAAAACAAUGAGCAAGUGUUUAUGUGGGUGAAAUGCUGAAAGGGGAUUGUUAAAAACCAGAAAAAAGGAAAGAGUCAUGCUGGGUUUGCAUGUGUGUGUCCUAGUGUGAGAGUAGGAGAAAAAAAACACCACAAAGACGCUUUUGCCUCCUCCGCCUGUGCGGCACGCUGAGAGCACAAAAUGUUUGGCACACCUCUUUUCAUGAAGGUUAAUUCAGGGAAACUGAUGAUGCCUGAAGGCUUUAACCCGUGAAAUCUGCUUCAUUAGUUCAUAAGAUAAAGACGGACAUGAUAUGUUGAUAUUUCCCUCAGUUAAAGAGCAUCUGCAACAGUUUACAGAGUGCAAAAAUAUGAAAUACUUCUCAACAUUCAUGCAUGACAGAAUCAUGAAAAUAUGCAUUCAGAUACUGCGCAGUAAGAAAAGUAUAAAGUGUCCAGGAAGCACAAUAUAUUCCACUUGCAGAACUAGAGAAAGGUUCGACAGACGGAUUUGGAGUUUUUCUGUAAAGCUGUAACUUUUGCAACGACAGAGCUGUGUAAAAAGUAACACCCACGAGUCUUGUCUAACAGUGGAAAAGGAGCCAAACUAAGUCUGGGGGAUAUGGGAAAAAGUUUAUCAGGAUAUAUUUUUUCAUAUCAGCAGAUAUCGAUACAUAUUAAGAUAUAAAAACUGAAAUUUAACAGCGAUUAUUGGUAGCAUGUCUUUUGCAAUACAAUAAGCAACUGCAUCUGUGAGGUCUUUGUGUCUCUUCGACGUUUGCUUCUUGGUGUUUGUAACCUUUUGCUCUGCGGCGUGGCGCUGCUUCAGGUGGAGAAAAAGAUUUGAGGUAUUCCCCGACUUUACGAGAACAUGUACUCGACAUAAUUUGCAUUUCACAUUACUCUACUUCAUGUCCGACCUCAAAAAACCAAAAUACCUCCACACCACCGACGCUUUCAUGCCAGUGUUGUCGACGAUGUCGUCAUCUGUUGAGCCUUCAUUUGCAUUUCUGUCGGGGGUAGCACUCAUUUUCUUUGUUUCUCACCAACAGUGCUUUCAGCCUCACGGGUUAAAGUGUUAUGGUUGCGUGUAGCUGCAGUCUUUCGCUACUUGGUUCUAAUUCAGCACAUGAUUGGUUCAGCUGGAAUCAGACCCGGAGCCACUCCCCUUUUCACUGGCUUUUUGUAUAGUCUACCAGAACAUGGCAGAAUGCCGACUAUUGAAAAGUAUAUUGACCAUGUUUUAUAUUAAUAUGGAGGGAAAUUAAUGUUUGAUAAAUAUCGUUAUCAUCUUAUCGCCCAGCCCUGAGCAAAACUCGUCGGGGAGUUUUUUCUGUGGUUUGUGUAUAUUACCUAAUUGGGCCAGCAGGUGUCCUCGUGGUGUUGGAUGUGUAUUUUGUAUAUAUGUAGGAACCUUUUGUCAGGGGUCAGGUGUUGCUGGAUGGAGGAGCACACAGUCAAAUGAUGAGCAAUAAAGAAAGCAGCAAAGAAAAAGGCAAUCCUGAGUCAUAUUUCACAGCUCACAAUCAACAAGUGCGGUAGCCAGCGCGUCGAUUACUUUCAGUCUGUCUAGGUGAUUUUAAGUUUUAGGCUUAGCCGCUAUAAAACUGAAGCGUUUCAGGCAGAAGCUGAAGACUGAUAAAAUGAGGGUUUUCACAGACACCUAUACGAGAUACCUGAGAAGUUUUCUGUGAAUCCUGCAAAAGUCCUGGAGGUGCAAAAAGGCGGGUCACUCUGAAAACUACACAUGAUGUAAUUCUACAUCUUGGCUGCCACCCUCUUCGACGUCUAGCUAUUUUAACUCCUCAUCACUCCACUCAACACAGGAUGUAAAACCACAUUCCCGUUGGAAGAAUGUCGCCUGUUUGUCGUCUCGCACAGUUCGAGUGCGUCGCUCUCUCUGCUGUCACUCUCUUGUCACUUUCCUGAAACACACACACACAUAUACAAACACACACACACACACACACAGAGUUAAUAGAUGCUCUGGCAAAACCCUCACCCUUGGCCCCAUAACUCGAACAAAGCCACGACAUACCACAGUGUUCGACAUGCUCCAAUUAGGAGCCUCUGGAAACAGAGUGAGUUCACUUCAGCCGCAGAGAUGGAGAGUGAUGAACCUUCUCCUGCUGUCGCAUCAUUACCGAGGCUUUAAGAGACCACAUGACAGACGUGUGUGAAAUGACGUCGAGCAGGUGUGAAAGGUGGUUUGAAGAGUCUUUAAGUUUUUCCUCAGUACCACAGUUUACAUUAAGAACAUCAGAUACUCGAGAGUAAUUGUACAAAAUACGAUAAAUCUUCAUCAGUGACAGUCAGCAACAGAGUUUGAAAACGGCUGAAAUUUCAACCCCAAUUCUGAACACUGUAAAAUGUUAAAGGUGGGGUAGGCAGGAUUCCCCCGACCUGAUUGGUUGUGAGGCGGACGCUGCUCCCCCGUGUCGUUCAGGAGCCCAAACAAAGUUAGCGUGCUACAAUAUCGGACAGUAGAAACCAACCAGAAAGUUCGGAAAAUUGUCUGAAUCCUCCUUUGGCCACGACUGCCGACACAAGCAAGAAAACAAAGUAAAUACCGGAGACUCUGGAGGAAUAACGGGCGCUUAAAACGGAGGUAGACCGGACAAGAGCUAAAAAGCCGGGUCAACAUAAACGAUGGGGGACGCUUGGGGAUCUUGGUGACCCUGUAACCUUUCUGCUGGACAGGUAAACCGCUUUAACAAAGUAAGACAAGUGUCUGUAACAGAAGUGUUUCUUGUCAAACGGACCUGCUGUAGCGUGUUGUAGCGCCAUCGCUAAACUGUCCUCCCUCGGGUCCUGGACUAUGUCACUUUAUCCUCGUUGUAGAAGUCCUGCAAACAUUGUGUUUGCUGGUAGUCUGUUGGCAUCUACAGUAGCACCAAUGCUUUUGACUUUCACCUUGACUGGGCCCCAUUUGUAAUGAUCUGAAGUAUUUAUCUGCAUUAUAUCUGAAUUUAACUGGAACGAUACGAGCGAGCAGGAGCGUCUGUUUGUGGGCGGGGCUUGCUGGAGCAGAGAGGGAGGGGAGAGGAGGAGCUGAGGGGAAAACUGGUUGGGAGGGGUAGAGUUUACGUUCAAGAUUUCUCCCAAAAACUGGAACUUCCUCAGAUCCUGAGUACAACACCUUUUAAUGAAUAAAAAAAAAGGAUGAUUUGAUGACGUAUCACAUGUUGAACUGUCUUGUUUUGGUUUGCAGUGGCUCGUGCAAAACAGACAUGACAACUCAAGAGUAGAGGAGCCACUUUGGUUGUUAUAAGUCCAUAAUACCCGUCUGUGGAUGCAGAGACUGACGGGUUUUCUGGAGGUGCUUUUGAGUCGAUGUGGAUAUUUCCACUACAGAGUCAUGUCUGUUUUUAAUGCAGGGCUGUGUCUUGUAUUGGUUUCUGCCUGUUUCUGUCUUAUUUUCUGUCCCUGUCAAACUUUAACUACUUUCCCAUUGAAUCUUAUUUUUGUGUCACUUCACAUCAGCUCUACACCCUUUCGCUCAAACGUUAAGAUGACAGCGUGCGUCCAUCCUAACUCAUCUGAAGCUGCAGACUUUCUCUGUUUCUGUUUUCCACCGUCACGUGUUUUGAGUAUUUCUCGGCUCCUUUAUUGCCAACAUGAUCACAAAGGUGUUUUGUUUGCAGGCAGUCUCCCCUCCUCGGUGCGUUUUCUAACUUUGGGACUGCUUUCUAUCUGUGUGUUAUUGUCUUCCUCCGUCUCUUCUCACCGUUAUUAGUCUCUCUCUGUUAUUGUGGAGUAUGAUGAGAACUUGGCAGGAGAGGAGCCUCCCCGGCCCGAUAACUGAGGCAAGUCCAAUGAGCUGUCCUUGACCUCGCCUGCCAGAUUCUGUGAGUUUCCUCGGCUACAUGGAGCUGGGACGGCUGACAGCGAGAGUGACGACACACUCAGACUGAAACGGGACAAUUUUACGGAGAAAAGUGGAGCCGGAGGGAGAUGAAAACAAGAGAGGCAGGGAGAGAGGGAGGGAGACGAAUGAAGAGGGAGAAGAGCGCCUGAGCAGCGACCUGCCUGCCAAAAUAUGUGAGAGUGUUGCACGGCCCAUCUCUGGCUCUGAACCAGCUCCUGUUGAGGGGAGUGAGGACUGGGUGGAGGAGGAGGUGGUGGUGUAAGGGGAGAGGGCUGGGUAAACACAACAUGUCUGCAGCUUCGCCAGAUGUUCAGUUUUCUGAGGGACCUGCUGGAUUUGUUAACAUGUUCUCCAUUUAACAGCAGACCGGAUAAUUGCCCAACAGGGGUUUCCACGCAGAGUCCGUCUGACAUAAACAAGAAGUCCUGAAUCUGUCGACUUCAUCUGUCGCUGUGAGGAGGCCGUUUUAACCGUAGAGAAGCAGUUAGCUCGUCAUAAAAAGACAGAAAAACUCUGAAUUUAGGCAAAAGGUGAAGAUUGUUUCAGGCCUCAUUGAUCGAGAAACGAUGACUGUGAUCCUCAAACUCUCCAGCAGAACAAUGAUUUGGAUCAUCGGUCAGGAACAAAACUCAAAAGUGCGUCACUGAACAGAUGACUGCAUGAGCAGCUUCACUAAUGCAUUUCCAGAACGACUCCUCAGUGUUUGUGUGUUUUUACCGGAGGGCUGAAUAACCCUCAGAGGUCUCCUGUUCCUAAAAACAAUCAAAUCUGGGGGUUGAAAUUGAUCAACUCUACACUGAAGCUGUUUGUGUCCUGUUCUCACUGUUUAUGUUCUGAUUGGUGUGACAUGAUGUUGUGAUGGACCUGUCUACACCUAGAUCGGCAUCAGUCGUCUAAACUCUUAAUAAUCUGUGUCUGUAUCGACUCUGAAAAGACAACAUCAGUCAACCCUGAUAUUGUUAGGGGUGUCCUGAUCCAACUUUUUUACUUCUGAUAUGAUACCGAUAUUGUAGCCUUCAGUAUUGGCAGAUACCAAUAUUGAUCUGAUAUUAGCACAAACUUGUGCAUGAGAAGGUUUGCAAUUAGCUCCAACAGCAGUUCAGAUUUUAAUGAAAAAUACUUCCACAGGGACAUCACUCCGACUCCUUGCUACUUUGUAUCUUAGUACACACUGUUGUUGUGAUUAUGUGGACUCUGCAUGUUCGAUAGAAGCACCGGAGCGGAGUCUGGAAUGGAUUGCUUGUAUCAGAGAGUAGGAAAUCGAGAGGGAUUUUUGUUUUUUUUGCUGGUAUUGGACCAAUAUCAGAUAUCAAUAUUGUAUUGUAUCCCUAUACGUCAAUAUCAAAGCAAUCAACACAUACUGUUAGUGUGUUAAAAACACUGUCAACUUUACGACUGCUGAUAUCAGAGAUUUUAGAUUCAGGGCGAUAUAAUCAGAUAUAUAUCAUAUAUAUAUAUAUUUUUUGUGUUUCUAAUAUCGGACCAAUAGCGGAUAUCAAUAUCGGAUCAGGACAUCCCUUCAAAUCACAUAUCAAAUCAAUCAACAAAUACUGUUAGUGUGUUAAAAACACUGUCAACUUUACGACUGCUGGUAUCAGAGAUUUUAGAUUCAGGGCGAUAUAAUCAGAUAUAUAUCAUAUAUAUAUAUAUUUUUUGUGUUUCUAAUAUCGGACCAAUAGCGGAUAUCAAUAUCGGAUCAGGACAUCCCUUCAAAUCACAUAUCAAAUCAAUCAACAAAUACUGUUAGUGUGUUAAAAACACUGUCAACUUUACGACUGCUGGUAUCAGAGAUUUUAGAUGCAGGCUGAUAUAAACCGACUUUCUAUUUAUUUUUGCUGAUAUUGGACCGAUAUCAAUGUCGGAUCGGGACAUCUCUAGUUAUUGUUCCUCAGACUUUAAAAAUCUGACAUUUGUACGGCUUUGUUUGAGUCUGUGCCGAUGUUUGGUAAGUCUCAUUUUGUGUCAUAAACACUAUGAAGCCAAAACAACAGACGCAGUGACUGGGAUUGUUCGUGUCUGUGAACGUCACUGUGCAGGUGUCCGGUCUGUGAAUCGGAGGUCAUCGUCUUGAACCCAAACAGUCCAGCAUGUCUCUGUGUCUCUGGUGUCAGAAAGCUCCAUCAGUCUUCUUCAGACCAGCUGUGUAAAGACGUGAAAAUGAAGCAACAGGCCGGGACUGCAUGCUUGUGUGUGUGUGUGUGUGUGUGUGUGUGUGUGUGUGUGUGUGUGUGUUUGUGUUGAGUGAGGAGACAGUUGACAGGAGAGUGUGGGAGAGGUCAGUCAGGGCGGUGACGGUGACGAAGAGGGCAGGCUGGUCUCCUUGGCCUCUCAUGAGUGUGUGUCUCUUGUUUUCUUAAAGCUCGCACCAGAAUCUGUUUGUUCAUGAUCUUUAAUGGAAGCAGAGGUGAUAUUAGAGUCGACCAGUCUGCAGUGGGACAGUCGAUAUGUGGUCAGAACAGCCUUUAAAGUUGCUUCAGCUCCUGUUAUUGUCUCCUAGUUUCCAUUAAGACCCUCGUUUCCUGACAGAGGAUGAGGCUGAGCUUCAUUUUGAAGCACAGUGACACCUCUAUUACACAACCUACAAUCGUUCAACUCUGUAAUGAAAGCCUCCACAAAAGGUUCAGAGCUUUUUCCCCGUUAAAAAUAUUCCGAGCAGCCGUCCCCGCGGAGAAAAGACGUAUUCUUUUCUACUUUCAGGCAGAAACAUCCAGUCCCAGGAGGUGGAAAGUGAAUCUUUGGAGGUUUAAAGAAGUGCACGACCUCCUACGGUUGAUUUUAUUUUUCUCGGCGCGGCUCUGUUUUGUUGCCUUGUCAAUCGGGAGGGCCAACAGGGCCGAGGUGCCCGGGUGAAUCUGGAAUGAGUCAGGCUGUUUCAUUGUGUGGAGCGGAGAAAAGCGGUGGGAUUUAGAGCUCCUUGAGAAAAUAGCAAACUCUCCAGAGAGGCAGACCUGGAUGCUCCAAACUUUUGGCUGUGAGCAGCAUUUAGAUUUAGGUUACAGCUUCAGCCCCCGGGUCGUGUUUUGUUAUCUUGUGCUGUGAUGUGUUCAGGGGCUGUUUACUAUGCAGGGUGUGCUCUGCACUGACAUCAGCAUCAAGGUGGUCUCAUGCAAACAGCACAAGGAUGAACGGUGUCAUCUGUCUGUCAAGGGUGGCAACAAACCCCUGAAAAAAAAAAGAUCAAUUUCUUAGUUUGGAGACGGAUUUUUGAGGCUGAGCUUUUGGUUUCAUUUCAGGAUAAAUCCUCUGACGGUGGAAAAGGUUCACAGGUUCGAAACAGGAAAGGACUGUGGACGCUUUGUGUCCACGUUAGUGUAAUAUUGGUGAAGUAAACGCUAAAAUAUGUGGACUAAACCUGCUAGAUUGUGAUUAAAACUGCAGAUUUUUGUCCUAAAACUGGUCGAAAUAUUUCCUUAAAUAAAUAAAAGUCACAUCGGCCCGACAAGUCAAGACAAAGAUCUUAUUUCCCAACAUUUCAGGAAUAAAUCCUCAAAUCUCAGUUUUUCUGUUCUUCGUUGUGUGAAUUAAAAGACAGACGAUCAGGAAUCUGAUUUUAGAUUCUGCAGAGACUCGACAGUGAAGCAGCCGUCCUGUGUGCAGAGUUUUAACUGGAGCGUUUAUCAAGCAGCUGAAAAUAGAAAGAUCUAUAAAUAACAGAGUUUCAUCUGCACAGACGAGUAAACUCAUUUAUUAUUCAGCUGUGAACAGUCACGUUCUGUCGGCACGUUAAAUAUGUCUCACACUCAAGUUUAGCCAGAUCUUCUUCACGGGCUCCAUGAUGAUUUUUUUAUUCCUCCCCCACUCCCACAGUCACCGAAUGACCUUGAAGACAAAAGAAGACUCUGUGUGCGUGCGCGUGCGUGUGUGUGUGUGUGUGUGUGAGAUACAGAUCUCUGCCUGUUGUGACAAAUGAAAGCUCGACCACCAGCGUCGCUCCUCAGGCCCCGGCUCCAGGAAUGACUCCACUUUACUCCAGCGCUUCAUUCAUCUUCGCACGCCGUCUCCACUUCCAUGUUUGAUCCAUGGCUGCUACGCCUGCUGCCAUGGCAACCCACACCACCUCAGUUAGUGACAGGGGAAAAGCAUGCUGGGUAAUCUGACCUCACCUGGAACGGUUCUCCUGGGGGAUCUUUUUCUGUCCUUGGACCGUUUUUAUCCUUUUUUUCAUGAACCGCGACACUGAUUAUUGAACGAAGCUGGAACCAAACUCAAAAUGAUCAUUUAUUUGUUAUAACUCAACUAUAUUUUUAAUUUUUACCAUUUGAUUUGUUGUCUUUGCACCAUUUUUAGAUAGGUUAUCGGUUAAAAUGAUUAGUAGACAGCCAAAGUCCUCUUUGUGAGGAAGAGAGCUGGUAAAAUAUUGUUACAAAAUCUGAUUAUUGUAGCGCUGAUAUCGCAGUUAAAGCAGAGUUUUUACCAUGCUAAUUGUGGAGUUAAACAGUGAAGUUAGGGCUGGGCGAUAUGGCUUCAAAUCAAUAUCACGAUAUAUUGAUCAGUUCACCUCGAUAACGAUAAAUGGACGAUAACUACUCCACAAGCUGCUCACCCCCUACCACAUUAACUUUGUGAACCGUCCUCCAUCUCCUCACCUGUCUUUCCCUCUUUGUCAUGAACUGGAUGGGGUGGAGUCAUGUCUCUGACGUAGGACAGCGUCUUAAAGGGACAUGAGACCAUAGCCUACCUACACACAUCCAAAACCAAACUUUUAUCUAUUUAUAUUUUGACACCAAAUACACCGAUAUGGGCAAAAUGACGUUGGUUAUUGUCGUAAAUUUCGGUAUCUGUAAAUUUUCAGUUUAUCGCCCAGCCCUAUCAUAUACACACACAGGUUUAAUUGAAAAUGUCAGUCUUCUCAUGAGAUGUCAUUCAAGAAAAUAGUCCCUUGUUGGGGACUAUUUUCAUGGGCGGAGAGAUACACAUUUGGCGCAACACUGAGAGUUAAACAUCUGUAGUUAAUCACUGUUAACAUCGACUCAAACCUGCUUUUAUUUGACAUUUCUGUUUCAGUGAGUAAUAAGAUCAUCAGUUCCUUUAGGCCUGUUUUUUUACACUGAAUAUACCAAUAUGGGCAAAAUGACGUCGGUUAUUAUCGUAAAUUUCGGUAUCAGUAAAUUUUCGGUUUCUCGCCCAGCCCUACAUGAAGUCCUGGUGUUGUAUUACCAGAUCAACUCACAGAUGAUACCUUACAGUUCAUUUUUAAAUCACUGUAUUUCAAAUAGAGGAAGACUACAAUGCGUCAGGACGCUUAAACCAACCUUUGAGCAUCUUUGUGAGCCUUUUCAAGCUCGUGCACAUCUAUACGAUAAACGUCUGUUUUUCUGCCAAAUUCUGCACCUCAGAAAGCAGAAAAACAAAGAGAGCCGAGUCAAUUUACAAGAGGACUAUCUGUAAUCUCACCUUCUGUCGCUGCGGCUCCCUUUCUCAAUCGCUCACAGCUCCUCUCUCAUAUAUGCGCUAUCUUCUCCUUUUCUAUCAUCUCUCUCCUGCUGCUUCUGUAUUCAUCAUCUCUGCCUCCUCGCCUCGCCUCUCUUUUCUCCGUGCCGGUGGGAAAUCCCGAGUGUGACGACAGAAGCUGAUGCUGCAGUAAAGCACCGACUCUGAGGCCGAGGCUUUGCUUUCCUGAUGCUGCAACUGCCCUUGAUCUAUCAUGAAAUUAACAAGAAGGAUGCAGAGAUGAGGAAACAGGACGCCAGAUUCGGUUAAGAGUGAUAAGAAAGAUCGAAUACCUUGCUGAGAGAGGCUCGAUUUAACUCUCUAAAUCGAUCAUACAUGAUGUUAAACCCUCCGUGCGUUGUUUUCUGUCCGCUUUGAUUUAUUCCUAUUACCAAAACACACACCAUGUGUUUCGCGGCCUCUCCCUUCUUCAGCUGUGACCCCUUUUAUGCAACGUUAUGAGGUCUAAAUCCCUGGAGAGGAAACAUCAACAGCUGACCCUCUUCUUCCCUCACGUGUUCAGAUAAAAGGAGACGCAGCUAAAUGUGGGCAGCACGGAUCUUAUUCAGGCAGAAUGAGGAGAAAAUUCAGAUUAAACCGUCUAGAUUUAGGAUAUGAAAUCAUAUCUUCCUACAGUCAACAUCUUGACAUUUAUUAUCCCAUUUGACUCUUAUUUAUUCUCAUUUUUCCUCUGCACUAGUAUCUAGACAACAGCAUUUGUAUAAGUUUAUUGUCUCCUAUGCACAUUAAGUCCCUAAAGCGGUGAUUUUUCUGCUUUUUAAGGGCGCAGUCAUGACAUUCAUGCAUCCAGUCGCCCUGCAGGUACAUUAUGCUGCAGCUGUAGCUUUAAAAUACCGCUGAUAUUACAUCCGUUUCCCUCGGGGAGACCUGUGGUCAAAGCGCUAUCGACUCUUGCCUCCUGCUGGUAAUUGAGGACAUGACAGUUCAAACCCAAGACAUUUAAAUAAUGUGCUACAUGUAGACAUCAUUAUGUUCCAUUCUGCAGGUACACCUGAAUAUAAUACACGCAGGAGUGCGGGGUCAGGAGAAAGUCAGCGAGCGCUCUGUGAAUUUUCAUUGUCUAGGAGGAGAAAAGCUCAGAACAGCCGCUGAGAGGAAUUCAUAUUACUUUUUGUUAGAGUGUGUGUGUGUGUGUGUGUGUGUGUGUGUGUGGUUUUUGUCGCCUUCUGGGGACCGUGACUUUUAUGAACUCUUACUGGGACCAGUAUUUUCUUGUUUAUAUGAGCCCAGUCUUAAAGGACGUGUCUGAAUUUCUGGUUAUGAUUUACUGUUUGUGUGUUGGAGCGUGUGGCUGUGCAUGAGUGUGUGUGCAAGUGUGAUGGUUUUGUCACCUUAUGGGGACCAUAACUUAGAAGAACAUAUUCUGGGACACAGUUUUCCAUUGGAGACGAGAGCCUGGCCUUUUUCAUAUGUCUGUUUUGGGGCUUUUAUGCCUUUUUAUUAAGUGGAUAAGAUUGAAAAUAAGGAUUGUAAACUGGGAGAGAGUGGGGCAAAGGGACACAGGUUGUCUUUGAACCAAAGCUGCCUACUUUAAGGACUAAAGCCUCUGAAUAUGGGACAGUAGCUAUGUUUACAUGGGCAAAAUUUCUUGAUCUGAUUAAAAAAUUUGAGGGAUCGGAUCAUCUGAAUCCACUGUUUAUAUGGGUGCAAAAUCAAAUAAUCCGAUUAUGCGCCAAGCUUCAGAUGAGAAUCAUUUGGACAUGUGCAGAGUUGUCUAAUUUUGCUAAAAUAACCGCAGAAGAAGAAUUGUAUUUACGUCUGUGCUGUCAACAAACCAACAAACACAGUAGUAGCUCACUUCAUCCAAUUCAAGAGUUUUCUCCCUGUUAAAUGUUGUCACUGGAUGGCGCCCUUGCGUACUUAUUUUACUGUUCUGCCAAAGGUUGCGCUGUACGUGCAGAUUUGACAUCAUUACGCCGUAUGUACGCCUUGUGUUGUUAUCGGAGGAGCAGACAUGACACCUGUGGUUGUGUUUUAUGCCAGAGUGUUAAUAAUGAAACCUCCUGUACAGGCCUCAAUAAAUAAACCAAAGGCUAAAGAGUGAAGAUCGAGUCAGGUAAGAGAGUCACGAUCGGAAUAAGUGUUUACAUGAACGCGUUAUGGAGUGAUGAUUGGCGUAAACCGCCCCUCUCGAUUGGAAUACAGUUUCUUUCCAAUGAGCCAAAUUGGAUCAGAAUCUUCCGAUCGACAUGUUCACAUGGCGCGUUUUAUUCCGAUCGGGCCGUUAUUACAAUUUUUUGAGCCCAUAUAAUCGCAGCUACUAACUGGGACCAGUGUUUCUUGGUCUGGUCUUAGAGGGGAAAACUGCCUCUUUUGUAUUAUAGUGGGCUGGACUAUGUCAGGGUUAGGAUUUGGUCUGUUGCUGACAAUGAUCAAAAGUCAGUCCUCACUAGAAUAGAAAUAUAGACUUGUAAUAUAAACUUGCAUGUGUGUGUGUUUACUGAAAGGAGGAAAUGAAAAAUGGUCCCUUGGAUUGUGAGCAUGUUUACAUUACCUGUGUUUGUCAGAGUGUGUGAAAACACCUCUUCGAGGAGUUUGACCCAAUUACUUACCUGCUUAUUCAUCCUUGUGUGAGUGAUGCAUAUAGAUCAUUAUUAUCCCCGGUUAUGUUCCCCGAGCGAGUACGCCUGAGUUAAUCUUAUGUCACCGUGGUCUGGGAGAGGAAAUGAACUCGGGGUUUGUCAGAAAUAAAUUAGGCUAUGUCAAUAUGCAGAGACAGUGUUACUGUGAUUUGGCUCGAGCUCUACACACGCUGACAAAUCCGUACUGCGCAUGAGGUUACAUGGGGUCAGCAGUUGGGAGCGUGGAAAAUCUGCAUCUAUCAAUCUCGAGUUUUUCACAAAGAAAUAGGAUUAUAGCUGUGAACCACUGUGCUGCAUAGAGGCUGUCAGUGUCCCUAGAGGAUCACUGGAGAACUGCAGGGAUGAGAGUUUCUUUUUCACCAAGUUGAGCAUAAAUUAAUGAUGUCAUAUUCAUACGUCGACUGUGGCUACUGCCAGCAGAGCUACACCACCAGGUUCCUGCAGGUUAAAGGGAUAAUCCGGCGUAAAAUUAAUUUAGGGUCAAACACACAGAGUAACACUGAGUUAGACACCCCCGUCAAGAGAUGAAUGAACCGAAACGCCACUGUAUAACCUCAAAUAAUACUCAGAACAGCACCUAACUUCAACAGGACAUAUAGGGUCCCAGCCAUAGUACUAGCCACCAAACAUCUUUUUAACUUUGACUCAUUUCUUUAGGAAAGAGACUAAACACAACUCACCUACUCUCUUCCAGCAGCUGCUUGUUUGUACGACCUCGGGCCAGUCCAUUACAGACUACAGCGGAGUUUCGCAGCUCAAGGAAGAACAUUUAUGAUCAUUACUUUAUCAUUUCCUUGAAGUAAUAAUCAUCAUAUUAAUCAUUUUGCACUGCAGACGCGGUAGUUCUUCUGCCUUAGCGUCUCGGUCUGAUUGCAUUUCCAUGAAGAAUUGAUCAUAAAUGUUCUUCCUUGAGCUGUGUCACCCCCCUGUAGUCCGUAAUGGACUGGCCCGAGGUCUCGCUACAAACAAGCGGCUGCUGGAAGAGAGUAGGUGAGUUGUGUUUAGUCUCUUUGCUGAAGAAAUGAGUCAAAGUUAAAAAGAUGUUUGGUGUCUAGUACUAUGUCUGUGACCCUAUAUGUCCUGUUGAUGAAGUUAGGUGCUGUUCUGAGCAUUAUUUGUGGCUAUAGAGUGGCGUUUUAGUUGAGGUUUGCUUAUGGCUCCUCAGACCGCUGUGUAUUGCUAUCGUGCGGUUGUUACUAAAGUUGGUUUAACUAGAGAAGCAAGCGGUCGGCAACAUUCAUCUCUUGAGGGUGUCUAACUCGGUGUUACUCUGUGUGUUUGACUCGAACUUAAUUUUAUGCGGAAUAUCCCUUUAACAUCUGUAUGUAUGUGCUGAUUGCACUGGUUUAGUGGUUAUGUGGUUAACCUACAGCCUAUAAACAUACAUUUUUAACAGACGAGCCGCUCAUGGUGAAGUUUGCUUUGUUAAAUAUCACCACAGGUGUAAUUUGGUAAAGGUGUGUAAAUAUCCCAAACUCAAAUCUGCUCCUCUGCAGUCCGAGCUGUCGAAGAAAGUGGAAAUAUGUCACACAGACGUUAGUUAGUGACGAGAGAAGGAGUGAAAGGACCAGAUAGUCAGGUCUCAUUCUUCAGCCUGGCCUCCCCCCCACUCCCCCGUUUUCUCCUCCCACCACUGUCCCUUCACUUUCCCUCCUUCAUUGUCGCUGGGCUCCUGCCUGAGAAGCAGGUGGUUUCCCUCCUGUUAGCGGAGGGGAUGUGGAGGAAAAAGCUGCAGAUCAGCAGGACUCGAGCCUCACGCAGGAACAGCACGGUUCCGUAAGUCCGACACUGACUCAGCAGGGAACCGGAGUCUGUUUUAAUCCUGAAGAACUUGUUAUAAUGUUUGUGUGAGGACGGGGAGGCGGGUGUUGUGUACACUGUAGUUGAAGCCAGGUGAGGGGGACUUCAUUGGUUCAGCUUUAACACAGACUCAUAUUAGUCCAGUUUUGUGUUUGGAUAUUUGGGACUAACAGAGCGAAACAAAUACCUUUACUUUAGUGAGCGACAGUGUUUUUGCUUUUAAAAAGAUAUUAUUUGGAUUUUACUGUUUUUCUGAUACUUUGACGCGUUAUUACCUCACAGUUUUCGGAUUAUAUGAAUCGUAAAUGUCACAUUUAUUGAUAAUAUUUGUAGAUUUAUCUCAUUUUUUAAGUCUUGAAGUUUCUGCAGGUUAAAAUUGAGACUGAUACCACUGAACAAUUUUAAAAAUACUUAUAAAUGCCUGAAACUUUUACAAAAGGGUCUGUUGCAGGAAAUAUUCAGAAUGAGAGACACAUUUAAAAACAGGAUGUGAUUUUUAGUCAUGAAGUUUUUCAGAUUAAGAGAACAAAAUUUAGAAAAGUGACAAAAUUUUGGUGCCAAAAUUAAUAGAAACCAAAAGUUCCCAUUUACAAAAUAACAGACAAAGGACAUUUUUGAGGAACUGCUGUUAAGGUAUCAGUGUUUAUAAGAUGCUAUCAGGAUUCACCAGCAUUGAUGAUAACCUCCUUUUUUGAAAAAUAAACUGUUUUCAUUCAGUUCCCUCACUUUCAGUCUACUAUAAGCAGCGUACUUCAAAAUAAAAGCGUAGUUUGACCAUGCAGGAAAUAAUGAGACACUGAUCGACUUUUUAAAACUUACUCAAACUUGAACAGCCUUUACAAAACUUGACUUAUUCAGAAUUCAAACACUUUCUAUUUUCGUUGUUUUAUUGCAUUGUAAAAUUUUGGCUGAACAGAGCAGAGGAAAAGUUUGGACCCAUGUGACUUUCUUUACUUGUCCAACGGGAGGUUUGUACCUUCAGGGACUGAAAAAGGAGUUGACUCGAGGCGAUUCAGACGGACUUGUUGAUCCAGUCUGCUGUUUUUGUGGCUGAUAGCAGGACAGAGUGAAUUUGAAAGCAAGUAGAAAUCGUAGGAUGAGGGAGGGACCAGAAACACAGAGGAAGAUACUGAGGAAGUUUGUCUUUUGGACCUGCUGUGAGUGUUUUCUUUUUUUUAUGACAUUUUAUCCACCGAAGUUAAUCUCUAUCAUCAUCGGUGAUUGUGUUCCUUAUUGCGUGAUGACAUGGUUUGUAUUUUCAGGGUUUAAUUUUCAUCGAUUGGUGUUUGUUUUUCUCUUUUAUUCUACUUAUGAAAAGAAAUCAAAACAGACCUGUGUGUUUACUUUUCCUCAUGCAGUUAGCUUCUAACCUGCGUUUCUCUUUGUGUUCGACUCUUUGUCACGUGUAAAGCCUUCCUCCUUCUUGCACAAAAGACCAACUCUGAUUGAGAUUGAUUUAUUUCCUCUUCAUUUUAUAGAUUUUGACUUUUGAAUCUUGUUUUUUCUUCCGUUUCACAUCAGAUUAGAGCAAAUUUUCUCUAAAGGCCACAUCACUGCAGGGGACAUCUUUCUCCAGAGAACAUCUUGUCCUUUAUUAUUAACCUUUCGCUCCCUGCAGCCUUCGCUGUACUGAUGUCCACAUUGAUUUGAGUCAAACCGUCAGUCUCCACUUCUGCUUUCACACCUCGCUCUCUGUACGCCGGUUUAAAGGUCCGGGUUUGACUCUUAGUCAAUAUCUGUGAGGUGGUUUUUUAACAGAAAAGGCCUGAAGGAACUGAUGAUCUUAUUACUCACUGAAAUCCAGAUCAGUAGAAACAGAAAUGUCAAAUAAAUGCAGGUUUUAGUCGAUGUUAACAGUGAUUAACUACAGAUGUUAAACUCUCACUGUUGCGCCAAAUGUCUAUCUUUCCUUCUUUGAAAACAGUCCCCAACAAGGAACUAUUUUCUUGAAUGACAUCUCAUGAGAAGACUGAAAUUUUCAAUUAAACCUGUGUGUGGAUAUGAUAGGGCUGGGCGAUAAACCGAAAAUUUAUAGAUACCGAAAUUUAUGACUAUAGCCAACGCCAUUUUUCCCAUGUCAGUAUAUUCAGUGUUAAAUACAUAAAUAAAUAAAAGUUGGUUUUGGAUAGUCAGUAGGCUAUGGUCUCAUGUCUCUUUGACGUGACUCCACCUCAAAUAGAUGUGGAGGAUGGUUCAGAAGUUGUAGCGGCUGAAGUAGACGAAGUUAAUGUGGGAGGGGGUGAGCAGCUUGUGGAGUAGUUAUCGUCCAUUUAUCGUUAUUGAGGUAAACUGAUCAAUAUAUUGUGAUAUUGAUUUGAGGCCAUAUCGACCAGCCCUAGUGUAAGAGGUGUUUUUAUAAUUUAUAACAUCAGUGGGAGCCAAUUAAUAGAAGAAAUAAGCCAGAGCAUGAAUUAUAAAGGGGUUUGUGUUUCUCAUUCAGACUUCUAAGCAAAUAUGUGAACCUUUGUUUUGGUUUAGGUUUGAGGUAUUUGUAGACGCAUGAAUCUUUAUAAAGGAGGUGUUGUUUGUCGAUGUUGCUGAUGCACAUCAGGAUUUUACAUUUUUCUUUAGAUUUGCUGGAAAUCGUUCGUGUUCCUCCAGAAUGAGCUGAACUGAUGUAGCAGGUUUCAAUGUUAUGCAUUCAGACUGACUUUGUUGUGACUUAAAGUGGUCAUUUCAGUUUUAGUUUCACUCUUAGAUCUCAGACAGAAACGCCUUUGGGUUUUAGUCAGACUUUUAUCAUUUGCGGUGUCUGUAAAAGCCAGCAUCAAUAAUACUGUCAUCUUUUUGGUAGGAUGCCACUAAUCCUAACAUGAAAGACAGAAGAAGAAGCAUGCUGCUAGUGAGCUAGCUUUAGCAUCCCUCUGAGACGAUUAGACACUUUUUAAGUUGGUGUUAAAGAUUUAUUGUGAAUCCAGUGUUUCUCUGUUAAAUAAAACAGUAUUCAAACUGUAUUUUUAGAGUAAAAACUGGCAUCUUUGGUGAACCAUAAUAAAUAUGCUGUAAAAAUAUGCCUUUUCUGCUGUAAUGUUGAUUUAGCGGCUAAACUUGAACUUGAUGCUGUAGGAAAACAAACGUUUUUAUAACAGAGAGAGGAACUAUAUGUUUCACAGUUUGUUCUCCAAUAAAACAGCCAAAUUAUGCUGUUAAGUACAGUUUUUUCUUACACUAAAAAGUGGCAGCUGUGGUGUUAGAUCUUCUUUACUGUAAUAAAUCCAGUCCAACCUUUGUCUGCUGUCACAAGAAACGAGUGAAAUGAGUGUUUACUUAAAGAUUACAGCCGCUGCAGUGCUGCCAUGUUAGUCAAAAGAUGAAUUUACUUUGAAAAGCUUUACACCUGUAAAUACUAAAAGGACCCUUUAAUAAGAACAAAACAGGAGUAACCUCAGGUAGAGGAGUGCUAAAGGAGGCCUCCUCCUCCUCCUCCACCCUGAAGGUGAUUGACAGCAGAAGAUAAGAUAAACUGAAUUAAUCCUGAGAGAAAUUGUUGCAGUAAAAAGGGGGUGAAAAUACAGUAUCUAUAUGCAAAUCCAAAAUAAACACAAGGUUGAAAUGAAUAAAUGAAACUGGAGAGUGGCAGGUUGAUUUCUGCGCCCUAAAGGCCGUCUGAGUGAUGUUUCAACACUUUCCUGGAGGAGCUUAAUCCUCUGGAUGAGAGCUGGAGAACGGCUCUUCCUGUUGUACGGUGGUAUGUGUGUUAUUGGCUCCAGGCUGUAACAGCACAUUCAUUUACCAUAACAGCUAUAGGUGUAAUUAUAAUGGUGUGUAAGAAUAUGUAGUUAUGUAGUUUUAAUGAUUCUCCUCCACGCUAACGCUCGCUGUUUUCUUUUCUUGCAGGGCUGAAAAAACUGAAGUGUUAAGUGAAGAUCUGCUGCAGGUAACGAUUCGUGUCUGACUGUGUUUUAGUCUUCAGGUGGCUGCAGGUGCACGUCUGAGUCUGUGUGUCUUAUCUGUGUCAGGUGGAGAAACGUCUGGAGCUGGUCAAGCAGGUUUCCCACAGCACACACAAGAAGCUGACCGCCUGUCUUCAGGGCCAGCAGGGCGUGGACGUGGACAAGAAGUCUGUCAGGUCGCCAUCGGUGAGCGGAAACGCCGCCUGCAUGAAACAUCACAAACGCAUAAUUUUAUCAGAGUUUAGAGCAGAUAGAGAAGAGAAAACACUCCGAUUAAUUAUGAUAAAUGUGAUAAAGAGAGCAGGAGAUUAAUUACAAAAAAUACCUUAUCAUAAUGAAGAGAAAGCACAUUAAUGAUUUCUGAUAAAUGGUUUCUUCCUCCGGGCUCUCUUUGUGCACUUUUUAUACAACCAUAAUUUAUAAAACUCUGAGUUAAAAAUGAUUUGCGAGUGAUUUAAAGUCUUUAUUUGAUUGAAAUUUGUGCAAAGGCAAUUUAUCUGAUAUGAAAAUGACAAAUUUGACAAUCUCGUGAAAAUGCUCAUCUUAAAUUUAAUGCCAGAGGAAAAAUGUUUCUGUGAAGGUGUGUUUAUAAUAUAAAAUCAUUAUAAAAAGCACCUGGAGGAGCGUUUCCUAACGUUUGAAUUAGUUUACAACAAGUUAGAAACUUGAGAAUAAAAAAAGCUCUAAAGAGAGUCUGAGUCAGUCUGAUGUGAAGAUGAGAAGAUGUUCACACUCUGUGAGAGACUGCGUGAGCUAAUAAUUCAACAAUUUCAGACUAAUGCUCGUCAUCAUCUACAGUUUAAAAUAUCAUUGAAGAGAAUCUGGAGAAAUCUGUGCACUGCAAAAAAGAGGGGUCUAAAAACAAGAUAAAAACACUCAAUCUGAAAACAAGAUUUCACUUGACAAGAUUUCAUGAAUUAAGAUUGUUAAAUCUAGAACUCAGCAUGUCUACAAAUGUAUUUGGAAGACUUAAAGUAAGCCAAAAAUGCUGGUUUCAAGAUCAGAUCACUUAAAAUUUAACUUUUACAGCCCCAAAAAUAAGUUAAAUAUACUGAAAAUAAGUUUAAAAUGUUGGUUUUAAGAUCAGAUUACUUGAGUUUUAACUUUUACAGCCCUAAAAUUUGUUAAAUGUAAUAAAUUUAAGUUAACUCCCGUCACAACUGUUUCAACAUUUGAUUUUUAAACAAAAAGUUUUAAAUGAUUUGCAAACCGCUAAAUUCAUUUCACUCAGAGUCCUUGGAGAACUUUUUACUGUUGACUGACUAAAGCAGGAGAUUCACAGACUGUCUGUGUGUUUGUGUGUCUGUGCAGAAGAAGCUUCCUCUCACAACACUCGCACAAUGUAUGGUGGAGGGGGCUGCAGUGCUCGGGGACGAGUCUCUACUAGGGUGAGAACACACACUCUCACACACACACUCACACACACACACACACACACACACUCACACACACGCGGGGUUCCUACACAGUUGGAAUUUCCAUCCUUUUCCAAACCGUACUUUUAAGAAUCAUUUUUCGAAAUACCUACUUAUCUAUUAAAAAAUACUAACACUAAUAUUUUUCCAUACUUCACUAACACACACAUGCACUCACACAUGCACUCACACAUGCACUCACACAUGCACUCACACACACAAAAUUAUCAUAAUAAUAAACCUUUCCUUGGUCCGUAACACCAGCAACACAAUCACUGCCAUGAACUUUGUUGUUAUCAUCUGGUGAACUCAAAGUGAUUCUCCAUUCAUGUUCAGAAGUUCAUUCAGACCAAGUCAAACUUUCAACCAGCAGAGCCUCGUUAACAGGAGGCCUCCUAUUCCUCCUCUUCCUCCUCCUCCUCCUCCUCCUCCAGAGAUAAACACACUUCACGGUCAGAAAACACAAAUAAGCAGAUCAACUGAAUGUGAUCUUUAGACCCACUUUGUUUUGGUUUUUGAAUCACCGUCUGAAUAUAGAUUCAGGAAAACACAGAGAAACAAACAGAGGAACUGUGAGUUUCAUUCUGUUGGGAGCAUUUCUUCUCUUAUUUCUAUCACCUCUGUGAUGUUAAAGGGAUAGUUCACUUUAUUUGAAACGAGGUUGAAUGAGGUUCUCGUCAAUAGUACUAAGUGUUUUGUCAUCCAGCCAGAGACCUGGAACAGGAACUAGACUAUCAAGAGCAGCAGACGGGGUCAGCUCACAGAAUUCAGUGAAUAUUCACAAACUGACCCAAACGUUAAUGCCAGUGUAAUUGUAGCCUGUGCACAUUUUUUUCAGCUCUCUGAUUUUCCUCAGAAAGCCGUUUUGUUUUUUUAUUUUUGCACUAUUCUAGUGACACGAACGCACUCUUCCAUCUGUGGUGCACAGCUGUUUGGCGCCUUUGGCUCUCGCUGCGUGACAACACGGAGCUGCGGUCCACAUGAUGCGUUCACCACGUCUCUGCUCUGCUGUUUGUUCAUAUCACUCUUAAAAGUCUGAUCUGUUUGGGUUACCUCAAUGAAAAACUGUUUAUUCUUAUUUUAAUUAACCUUGUGUUCCUUUAUUUUGACCUAACGUUAGUAGAGAGUCUGGAUCCUGCUCCUCAGAGGGUUUUCUGCACCUCAGUCUGAAUUGUUUGCGUUGGUAGAGAAACACAUCUAUGUCCUGUUUCAGAUAAUGGUGCAAAAACCUGCCAGGCUUUCUGACGGCACAGUUGAUGCUGAGACGUCUCCAAACACAGCGUAAACGUUCGCUGAUGUAGAUGUUCAGGGUCUGAGUUUGUUAAAAUGAGCCGGAUAACAUCAUAGAUCUGAUCCGUCUGCAGGGGUUGGUAUCUGGACUUCUGCUCCCUGGUUUCCUCACAAAGGGUCCGAGCUGACCGGGUCCCCCUGUGGCUAAAACCCUCUCUGUUGACAAGCACCUCACACAACCUCACUUCAACAACAACAACAAAACUGAACUAUCCCUCCAAGAUAUUUAUAUUGGCUCGUGUUUCUUUCUUUUUUUACAACUCACUAUGGAGCGAUUUAUUUUCUGGAUGCUGCUGGCAUUUGUUUUCACAUCCAUGGCCUAGUUUUUGAGUUUAUUUUGUCCAUUUGUUGCUGGACUUUGAAACAGAUUUGUCCUUUUAAUUGGACAAAAGAGUGAGAUAUAAACUCGUGUCACACGCUCACGUUGAUGUAAAGCUACAGCGCAGUAGUGGCUGUUUUCCACUCGAGUAAAUUACAGUGUCUUACAUCAGCUCCUCUGUGUUACUUCUACAGGACUCGUAUUUGUAUCUGUGUUGUUUGAAAGUGAAGUGAAUUCAAACUGUGGCGCUCCAUUAUUCACCGUGACGCCGGCUGUUUUUGUGACGGUCCUCUCUGUCUGCUCUCUGAGGAUCCUCUGUCCUGUUUUCUGCUGCAGGAAGAUGCUGAAGCUCUGCGGAGAGACGCAGGAGAGGCUGGCUCAGGAGCUCAUCCUGUUCGAGCUCACCAUCGAGAGAGACGUCGUCGAGCCUCUGUACGACCUCGCAGAGGUACGAAUCCCCGAGGUUUAACCUGCCUCAUGGUACAGGCCUGUCUGAGCUAGACCAUCAUGUAAAACCUGUAUUUUCUGUUCUGCAUUAAAAGAGUCUUCACAGAUGUAUAAGCUACCCGUGCUGUGGCUCUUAUGUAUCCCCAUAGCCUUUGGACUGAACGCUCAUAGCAACCUGAGUGGUCGCUUUCCUCUUAAGAGCAGAGGAUGCAUAGUUCAUGUCACGUCUGUUUUUACUGCAGUGCUGCCUCAGGGUCCAGUCUUGAUUUUUAUAUGAUGAACUAUGAAAAGUCGUAUUUUUACAUUGAGAUCUGAGAUUUUUCGAACCCUUCGCUCACUCAGUCUCUCACAGAGUGGUGAAGCUCUUCAGACCUUUUACUUCUGGAAGACUCAGCCUCUCCAAAGUGUCAAUUAUGAACUAACUAAUUAACUUUAUUCGUUAGGAGAUGGUUCUCUGGAGGUUUUUAAAGGGAUAUUCCGGCGUAAAAUGAAGUUAAGGUCAAACACAGAGUUAGACACCCCCUUCAGAGAUGAAUGUUGUCGACCGCUUGCUUCUCUAUUUAUACCAACUUUAGUAACGACCGCAGGAUAGAAAUACAGAGAGGUCUGAGGAGCCAUAAACAAACCUCAACCAAAACGCCGUAAAUAAUGCUCAGAACAGCACCUAACUUCAUCAACAGGACAUAUAGGGUCACAGACAUAGUACUAGACAACAAACAUCAUUUUAACUUUGACUGAUUUCUUUAGCAAAGAGACUAAACAGAACUCACCUACUCUCUUCCAGCAGCCGCUUGUUUGUGGGGGGAACCCUGAUGAGUCGACCACCGAGUAAAACGGCUCAUUUAUAUGAAGCAAUAAUCAUAAAUGUUCUUCCUUGAGCUGCAAAACUCCACUGCACUCUGUGAUCGACUUAUCAGGGCUCCCACACAAACAAGCAGCUGCUGGAAGAGAGUAGAUGAGUUGUGUUUAGUCUCUUUGCUAAAGAAAUGAGUCAAAGUUAAAAAGAUGUUUGGUGUCUAGUACUAUGUCUGUGACCCUAUAUGUCCUGUUGAUGAAGUUAGGUGCUGUUCUGAGCAUUAUUUGUGGCUAUAGAGUGGUGUUUGGUUGAGGUUUGUUUAUGGCUCCUCAGACUGCACAACUUUUUCAGUGUUUUUUGUCUCUGUUCCUAACAUCAAAUUUUAAUUAACGUUUUUGUUUCAUUCAUUUUCAUGUCAGGAUAGAAAGUUUUUAUGUUUCUAAAAAUGAGAAGAAACUAAUGUUUGCAAAAUGAAUCACGAGGAAAAGGUCAGAUUAGUAAUUUACAUCAGUAUAUUCCAUGAUUAUAGACACCACACUGUAAUCAGGGAUUAUUGUCAGGUUAAUCAGACAGUACCCUAAUCUGACUGACACACACACACACACAGGUGUUCAGCCUCUGACAAUCCCGAGUCUGUCUCUGGUCUCUCUCACACCGACAAACAACAAACACUCCUCUGCUCUGCUCCUUCAGGUGGAAAUCCCAAACAUCCAGAAACAAAGGAAACAUUUAGCCAAGCUGGUCCUGGACAUGGACUCGGCUCGAACACGGUGAGUGUGUGACGGUGUGAGUGUGAGAAAGAGGCUCUGCAGCGAUCUGAGAAACCCCAUCCCCUGUGAAUUAACUGGUCCUGAAGCCUCCCAGUGAAUGUCACUGGGAUUCGGUUGCACAAAAGUGAAACUGUGAGAAAAACGUCUCGGUCUGCCAACGCUCCUCAACACGAUCAGAGGAAAACGUGCUGAAAGAGUGGAGGGAGACAUAAACCAGAUUACACCAGGACUGGACAUCGAUGCAGUGAGGACUCAAGUGUCCAUACAUGAGGUCCUGGAUCUACUAACUGAGCUAAACUGCCAUGGAGAAGAAGUGAAAUAUUCUCUCAGAUUAAAAUCCCAAAUUAAGGCAGGAAAUACUCCAGCCGAGUUUGUAAAUCUGCAGCUCCUGAUGCUGUCAAACUGAACUUCACCUCCUCCUGAGGUUUAAUUAUCUCGGACCACUGAGUGAACAAAGCCCCGCGGUAGAGAGGAUCAACACUCGCUGCCAACUAGACGUAUCUCUCCUCUGCAGUAUUGAAACAGGUGUUUAUUGAAUACUGAAGCACAAACACUGAGAUUAAACGUCUCGGUGUCGCUGCUCUGCAUGUUAACGCCGGUUUAAUGUUCGAGAGAGCUGCUCAUUAUCUCACAUUACAUGCAAAUUCGCUAAAUUAAUCUGAUUUUAGAGGUUUUGUUCUGCGUUUCUGUAAAACAGUUGGACUUAGGAGAGACAAAAUCACUGAUCCACAGGUGAUAACAUGCAAAUAGAUGGAUCUGAUACUGGGACAUGAAACCUGUUGAGGAUUGUUCCUGUAUCACUCAUCGGUGUCUUGUAGGGCUGGGCGAUAUGGCCUCAAAUUUAUAUCACGAUAUAUUGAUCAGUUCACCUCGAUAACGAUAAAUGGACGAUAACUACUCCACAAGCUGCUCACCCCCUCCCACAUUAACUUCGUCUACUUCAGCCGCUACAACUUUUGAACCGUCCUCCAUCUCCUCACCUGUCUUUCCCUCUUUGUUACGUUAAAGGGACACGAGAACAAAGCCUACCUAAACACAUCCAAAACCAACUUUUAUUGAUUUAUUUAUUUGACACAGAAUAUACCGAUACGGGCAAAAUGGCGUCGGUUAUUGUCGUAUAAUUUGGUAUCGGUAACUUUCUGGUUUAUCGCCCAGCCCUAGUUUCUUCACUCGGUAUUCAAACAGUUUGUGAUUUUUACACCUUUGCCUCUUGGACAGGUGAAGUGACCCUUUAAUGAUCUAAAGCUGUUUGAGUCGUCAUGUUAGUUCAGAUUUUGCUUCUGUAAAAUAAGUAAUCGUCUGUUAGCCUUUUUUCGCUCACUCUCUGUCACUUCUGAGCACGGACCUGGAGAAAUGAGAUUUUCUUCACUGCAGGCCAGUCAGUCAGUCAGUUGGUUUUUUUGGUGACCCAAAUCUGAGACAACUUUUCCCAUCAUGCCGCUGUGCGCUGAGCUCCUCUGGCGGCGCAGCAUUUUUAUCUGCACUCAGAGAGAAAGUCUCAGACAGAGAGAGAAAGAGAGCGAGGAGAAAGCAGAAAUGCAGAUUGUCAGAGGUUUGUGUUCCAUCAGCUGAAGACAUGAGUGAUCUGUGGGAUCCUCUGUUUUGUUAAAGUAGCUGUCAGGUUCUGUUGGGGUUCAAAAUCGCUUACAGGAACGAAAUCUUGAGCCUUUGAGAGUGAAAAUAAAAACAUCUUUCUUCACUUUGACGUGCUGAAUUGAUCAAAUCUGAAAAAGAGACAAACACGUUGUUGUUGUUUCAUUCGCAGGUAUUAUCAGUCCACCAAGUCCUCAGGACUUUCCAGCAACCUGCAGCCGACAGGAGCCAAGGCCGACCACCUCAGGGAAGAGAUGGAGGAGGCAGCCAACCGCAUGGAGAUCUGUCGGGUCGGUCAUCACCGCCGCUCAUUAUUAUUUCACUGUUUACAGACGACUGAAUACUGAGCGAGUGUGUGGGAGAAGUUUUAACACUUUAUAAACGCUCAUGCAAAGGUGUUGUACGGUUCACAGAGAAGGAUGGGGGAGGCAAAAUAUUACGAUAAUGCAAUCCAGCACACAGCUGCAGGGGUGGUCAUGAAGCUACAGCGAAUCAGUGUCAUGGAUCUGGAUAGUUACAGUUGUCAAAGGGGUAAAACAUGCAGGACUGCACCAAAAAAUCCAUGGUCGGACAAAGAUUGUCCAGAAUCAUUCCUAAAACUUACAAAAGAAAGUCCAAAACAGACAAAAUGAAAUAACAGAAAACUGGCUUCCAACAGAACAAAGUAAACCAAAGUAUAAACAGCUAAGGAGGCCAUAAUGUGAGCAAACACCAGAUCCUCUGAUCCUAAAGAUGACCUUCCACUCGUCCAUUUCCGGCUCAGUUUGGCGUCUUUCUUAUCUGAGUCACGGGCAGGUGUGGACACAGUCGAGAAAGAUGGGAAAUGAGAAGCCUGUGGCUCUGCAGGACCAGCAGCUGUGAGCCAAUAUGGUUUUAUAGAUUGGCUCUCAGCUGUAGGUGUGACCCGUUUCAUUUACGCUGCUGUAGCUUUUGAAUGUUGAAUGUUUGGCAUAAAUGCAAAAAAUUUAAAGAGUAGAUGUUAAAUGAAAAAAGCUGUAAAUUAAAGUUAAUAAUGUUGUCCCUUUGUUGGUAUUUGUCGUCUCCCCUCCAGGAUCAGUUGUCAGCAGACAUGUACAGUUUUGUGGCCAAAGAAAUCGACUAUGCAAGCUACUUCCAGACAGUAAGUCCGACAUCUCUCCUCUCUGCUGCAUUAGUGAAGAAACACAAAUAUUCUGUUUGUUGAUGUCAGACACUCUGCUCCCUCUCUCUCUCUCCCUCUCUCUCUCUCUCUCUCUCUCUCUCUCUCUCUCUCCAUCUAGCUGAUAGAAGUGCAGGCUGAGUACCACAGGAAGUCAUUAGAGCUGCUUCAAAGUGUUUUACCACAGAUCAAAGCUCAUCAGGGUGAGUCUGGGUCCAAAACACUCCUGAUGAUGUCUGUCUGUGACUCUUUGCCAUGAGCACGCUCAGGCUCUGCUGUUUGUUUUGUCGCAGAAAGAUCCCAGCGUUGUGUAUGUGUUUAUGAAGGCCUGUUGACAGUUUGGGGUCCUGCGGUUUGAUGUUAGCUGUUUACGAUCUCGACGCUUCAAUCACUAAAAAAAGAGCCUUGGUGUGUGACAGAUUUAACUUAAAUCUCCUCGACUGAUAUUCAUACGGAUGAUUCUACAUGACCUACUAAUGCAAUCAGACUAUGAAUGAAAUGACUCCUAAUCUCUAAAACUGCUUUGAUAUUUACUUUAUGAGGAUUAAAUUAGCUUAAACUAUUAGAAACGCUCAGCUUGAUUCAGAGAAGACUGUGCAGCUGUGUGUUACUGACUCAUAACAUUUGCUCUCUGCAAGAGGAGAAGGCCGGAUAGUGACACCUGCACUGGUCAGAUAAUAACAACACAGCAGUUCAAUCGGACUUCUGUUUUUAUUACAAAUACAAGAAAAAGCAAAAACAUCAUCUCUAUAAUAUACGCUGUCCAUGUUUAUAUCUAUCUGCAACAACAUCUGCAACAGUCACACAUACUCAAAGCAGUUUUACCGACACACUGAGUUUUCUUAUAAAAGGUUUUGAUCGGCCUCAGAGUAAAAUAAAUACCAACAAUUAUCACUUAAGGACAAUCAGAGAAUCAUAUCCUCAUGUUUGUCCUUUACAAUCGUAUCGUAUCAUAUUGUAUCAUAUUGCAUCGUAUCAUAUCGGAUUAUAUUGUAUCAUAUAUUAUCAUAUCAUAUUAUAUCGUUUCAUAUCAUAUCAUAUUGUAUCAUAUUGUUACAAUUUAUAUUGAGUACCAUACAGUAUUGUAUCCGUUGUAUCAUUUCUCAUUGUCACAUCUCAUAUCGUAGUGUAUCAUUUUGUAUUGUUAUGUGUUGUAUUAAAUCAUAUUAUAUCAUAUUGUAUAAAUUCAGAAUGUAUCUUAAUAUAUCCCUACAUAACAUAUGGAAUAGUACAGUAUCUCAUCAUAACCUAUCAUAUCUUAUUGUAUCAUUACUUAUCAUAUUGUAUCAUAUCAAAUCGUAUAUUAUCUUAUUGUUACAGAACAUAUUGUAUCAUAUCGUAUCGUUUAAUUUCAGACUCUAUCGUAAUGUAUUGUAUCACUAAAUAUCAUAUCCUAUUGCUAUGUCAUAUGGAAUAGUAUUGUAUCAAAUUGCACUCUAUCCUAUCAUAUCUUAUUGUUUUAUUUUAUAUCACAUCGUAGAGUAAAUUUCAGAGCGUAACAUAUCAUACAAUUACGUACUUGAUCUUACAGUUACGCAAUAUAUCAUACUAUACAUACUGUAUCAUAUAGUAUUGUUUUGUAUUUGUUUUGUUUAGUGUUUGACCAUUUUGGAGUGAAUUGAAUCAUGUUACAUCUUAUCUUUUUGUUACAUUUGACAUCAUUUUGUAUCAUAUUGUAAUAUUUUAUCAUACCGUAUCAUAUCAUAUCGUUUUGGAUCAUACUGUAUUAUUCUAGAUUCUAUCAUCUUGUAUCAUAUUGUGCUGUUUUCCUAUUAUUUAUUUAUUUAUAUUAUGACAUCUUGUAUCAUAUAGUUUUGUAUCUCAUAUCCUAAUCCAUGGUGUCAUAUAUCAUGUUAUAAGUUACUGUGUCAUUUAUUGGUUGUCAUAUCCUCUCAUAUUGUGUUAUAAGGCCUUGUAUGUUAAUGUGUUGUAUUGCACUGUAUCAUGUUGUACAGUGUAUGUACCUUAAACUGGUCUGAAGAGGAGAGAAUCUGGUCUCAGCUGCUUUUUAAAAACAAAACAUGAACUCUCAGAUUUCUCAGAUUUUGUAAGCACGAAUAUUGCGGUGAUUUUAACAAACAUCUGUAUGUUGUAGAGCAGUUGUGAAGGUCAUCCAGAAAGUAUAUGUCUUAUUUGUUUGUUUGUUUGUUUGGGGAACUUUCUGCAACCUCAGAGAAAAUGAUUUUCAUCUGUAUUCAUAAAGAGGAAGUAAGCAUCACAAACAGCAGAGCCGCUUCUGUAUGUCAUGCACAUUUUAAUAAGUGUGUGUGUGUGUGUGUGUGUGUGUGUGUGUGUGUGUGUGUGUGUGUGUGUGUGUGUGUGUGUGUGUGUGUGUGUGUGUGUGUGUGUGUGUGUGUGUGUGUGUGCGAUUGGCAGAGACCUGGGCAGAGAAACCAUGCUACGGGAAACCAUUAGAGGAGCACUUAGCGCUCAGCGGGAGAGAUAUUGCCUUUCCCAUCGAGGCCUGUGUCACUAUGCUGCUGGAGUGUGGCAUGCAGGAGGAGGUGAGACACACAGACACACACUGCAUCUGUCACACACAUCCACAGAUACAGAAAACAAACACACUUCAGGGACGCUUUUUGGAGGGCACCGCAGAGAUGAAGUCACUCUUAAUUACUGAUGGUAGAUGUUUCCAAUGCGGUCCUUGUACAGUUCGGCUCCUUCGAGUCAUUUGCUUAAAGCCUGAAACAAAUAGUCCAUGACUGUGUAAUUAAUGUCUGAUGGUAAGAAGUGUCCUAAUUUUUUGUAAUCAGGCCAGUGAGCUGAAACCGGAGCUGCUUUAAUUGCUCAGCCUUAAAUGACGCUUUAAUGGAGAAAUAUUGAUGGUCCGGUCGAUGUUUUCCAUCAUCAAAACUGCACGAGAUGAAAAGAGAAAAACAAAUACAUCAUUAUGAGUCAGUUAAUUUCCAUUUUACAGUAAUUUGGUUUAAUAUGUUUGCUGAACAUUAUGGAUAAUAUUUUUUUACACGGGGCAGCUAACGAUCAGGCGAUUUGCGGGUGUUGAAUGAGGUGUUUCAGUCAUUAGCGGUUGAGUUAAAUGACCCAAAAGUUUUGUUAAAAUGACUGAAAAAGAAAUGACUGAAACCAUCAGGAGGGUUAGAGACUUAACAGAAUCAAAUACUCAUUUAUUUAUAAGGAGGGAAGGUAAAAGCCUCAAACUGCAGUUGAUUUACAUGCAGCGCAGGUUUAACAAUAAGAAGGUGAUAAAGCUCCUCUGAGUAACUUUAGGUUUGUGUGGAUUUUGGCGCCCCCUGUGGACAAAGUGAAAUCUGUUCUUUUUUUGCAGAUUUUGUCCUGUAGAUUGGUAAAAUAUAAACCAGCAGAGUUUUGAGAUAAGAGUUUUUAUCCUCCUUUCUUUUGACAGUCAUACGUUUCACUCACUGUGUGUUUGUAAAUUUAAGACUCGGUCAUAUUUUUCUAGGCUUGAGGCUAUAAAUAUAUCCAAGAAGAAAUAAUCAGUCUUUUCUCAAAUGGUCUUUAUUGUUUGUUUUGUUCACAGAGAGGCAUCAGUAUUCAUUUCAGUUUGUUUCAUAACCUGCUAAAACUCCUCAUGGGAGCUUCAAAUAGAGGCAAUAAACCAUCAAUGAAAGCUUAUACAAUAUCCUGUAUGUGGCUGAAAUGAUCUCUCUGAAAAACUCAGGUAACUCAAUCAUCAAACAGCCCUGAGGCUUUGUUAAAAAUCAGCACAACUCUACAAGUUCAACUAUUAGACUGAUUCUUAAAAAAGCCUGACCUUAGCUGUAGAGAAAAACACACUAACCAACAAAAACAUUAAAGAUAAUGUUAGAAAUAGAUGUUAUGAUCAUGCGCUGUUAGACAGCAUGUCAAUACCAUCCUGCUUCACAGAGACAGAGAGGUGGAGGAAGAGAGAGAUCCCCUGUUAUCAUUGUGUUAUCAUUAAAGGGAUAUUCUGGUGUAAAAUUAAUCAAGGGUCAAACACACCCUAACACCGAGUUAGACACCCCCUCAAGAGAUGAAUGUUGCUGACCGCUUGCUUCUCUAGUUUUACCAACUUUAGUAACGACCGCAGGAUAGCAAUACACAGCGGUCUGAGGAGCCGUAAACAAACCUCAACCAAAACGCCACUCUAUAGACACAAUUAAUACUCAGAACAGCACCUAACUUCAUCAACAGGACAUAUAGGGUCACAGACAUAGAACUAGCCACCAAACAUCUUUUUAACUUUAGCAAAGAAACUAGACACAACUCACCUACUCUCUUCCAGCAGCCGCUUGUUUGAAGCGAGACCCCUAGGCCAGUCCAUUACGGACUACAGCGGGGUUAUGCAGCUCAAGGAAGAACAUUUAUGAUCACCCCACUGUAGUCUGUAAUGGACUGGCCUGAGGUCUCACUACAAACAAGCGGCUGCUGGAAGAGAGUAGGUGAGUUGUGUCUAGUUUCUUUGCUAAAGUUAAAAAGAUGUUUGGUGGCUGGGACCCUAUAUGUCCCGUUGAUGAAGUUAGGUGCUGUUCUGAGCAUUAUUCGUGGCGAUAGAGUGGCGUUUAGGUUAAGGGCGCGGCUCUCUGCAUUGCCAUCUUCGUUACUAAAGUUGGUAUAACUAGAGAAGCAAGCGGUUGGCAACAUUCAUCUCUCGAGGGGUAGUCUAACUCGUUUUUACGGUGUGUUUGACCCUAGAUUAAUUUUACGCCGAAAUAUACCUUUAACCAAUGCUUCCAGUCACACAGUAUUUUACUGUUUGUUUGUUUAUCUUUCGUUUUCAUUGUUGUUUCAAUGGUAAUUUCCAUCUGUAAAUCCAGCACAAGCAGCAGAGUCCUCGCUGUUCCUCCUGUAACUCAGUUUGGUAUAAAUUUCACUUUACCAGGACACCAGCUCCUCAUAGAGAGCUGUACAGUUGGGUCCUACUGGGGCGUAUAUGUGACUCAAAGAGAGAACAGAAACUAUAAACAAGGUGUACUGUAACUGUAACUCCCCAAACAAGCUAAAACAUUCAGAGGUCAGGGCCUCCAUGUGUGGAAACAAGUCUGUCAUGAUCCGACACGCCCCUCCUUUGGAUUCAGCUCUCUCCUUCACCACAUGUGUGUUUGUUUUGUGUUUCUCCUCAGGGUUUGUUCAGAGUCGCUCCUUCGGCCUCCAAACUAAAAAAGCUCAAGGCCUCUCUGGACUGCGGGGUGUUGGAUGUUCAGGAGUACUCUGCAGACCCACACGCCAUCGCAGGUGAGCUAAUUACGACUCCCCGCCACUGCAUACUGGAACCCCCCCAAGCUUCCUGUAAUCAGUUGCCAUGACGACUGAUUACUAUUGUCUGGAAUAGGAACUUUGCCUUACAGGAGUGGAUUUAUGAGUUGGCACCCAGAGCUCGUUAGAAAUCUCAUUUUAGUGCCUUUCGGGCCGAGGCGGUGUGUAAAUGAGACUUCUGUUCACUUCCACUCAGAGGAGAAAAAAUAGAUUAAGGGCUGAAUAUUGUAAUUAAGCUGCUACAUGAUCCGAACGUGGCCUGAAUCAGACAAACCCCUGAUGUUUUUAAAUCCCAUUUUUGAGGGUUUGUUUAUUUCUCCUGCACAUAUCAGGUACUGUGAAGCUGUAAUUAAUAAACAUCCAUUAACAUCCAGCUCUCGUUGCUACACGUGAGUCAGCAUCUAGAGGAGAAGAGCAGCCCGUUUUUCCUCCUUUUUCUCCCCUUCCAUACUUCUGUGUUUUUCGACAUAAAUUCAAUAAACUAUCUCAAAUAUGUCUGGUGAUAAAUUCCAAAUAUAACUGGGAUUAGUGUCAGACAGAUUCUUCAUCUUCUGCAGAAGCUGCUCCAGAAAAAAAAUACAAAGAAGAUGUGUUUUGUUGCUGCUGUCACCGAUUCGCUCUUAAAUCAGAACAGCUAUAGACUACAAAAGAAAGAAAAGCUUUCAAGCUUUUAUGCUGCAGCUAUUGAUCUUUUUUUUCCCCCUUUUCUUUUGAGAGUCGUGUUCGUCUGCACUGGAGCAUACUGCUAUAUAACACUGUUGACAGAUGAAAACAGUACUUUUCCACAAUAAUAACUUUUCAGAGGCGAUGGAAAUAUCUUUCACUGAGGACAGAUGCAUUUUUGAUGAAGUGUUUACCCUAUGAAACAAAAAUUAGAGCAAAGUUUGUCAAAGGUUUUAAACUACAUGGAGAUACAUCUAUGACAAAUUACAUCCUUCUCCUUCCUCAUGGCUUAUGUUGCUACGUUCAGCUUGGACAGUAAGAGGUCUUAAAUCUGUUCAUUUAAUGUGAAAUAAGUGCAGAUUAGGACUUUGACCCUGUUGUCUUAACUACAACAGUCAGUGCGUUUACAUGCACAGCUUAUCCGUACUAAGUUCAUAAUUUGUUUUUUUCACCAAAUCGGACUUCUCUCCUUGGCUGCGUAUACAUUGAAUUAUUGACGUGAACAUGUCCUCCUCCCCAAAACUAGAGGGCGAUAUGUGUCUUUUUAGAUCUUUUUUUUUGUCACAUCACGUCGAAUUGAUAGUGUUUUUUAUUGCAGUAUAUCAUAUAGUAGGGCUGGGCGAUAUGACCUCAAAUCAAUAUCAUAAUAUAUUGAUCAGUUCACCUCGAUAACAAUAAAUAGACGAUAACUACUCCACAAGCUGCUCACCCCCUCCCACAUUAACUUUUGAACCGUCCUCCAUCUCCUCACCUGUCUUUCCCUCUUUGUUACGGACUGGAUGUCUCGUCUCUGACGUAGGACAGCGUCUUAAAGGGACAUGAGACCAUAGCCUACAUACACACAACCAAAACUAACUUCGAUUUAUUUAUUUGACACUGAAUAUACAGAUAUGGGCAAAAUGACGUCAGUUAUUGUCGUAAAUUUUGGUAUCUGUAAAUUUUCGGUUUAUCGCCCAGCCCUAUCAUAUCGUGUUUUGUGCAGUUUUGUAUCCUAUGGUGUCAGAACAGAUUAUCAUGUUAUAUUAGAUCCUGUUGCAUCACAUAGUAUCACAUAUAUAGUCUGUGCUGCAGCCUGUCUUAUUGUGUCUCAUCGUGUUUCAGAAAAGAACGUUGUACAUUGUGUUGUAUUGUGUAACACCGAGCUGGAUGGUAUUAUACUGUAUUAUGUAAGAUUGCAUUGCAUAGUAAUGAGUUGUUUGUGUGAUAACUUAUAAUCAUGAGAGAAUAGAUCAGGGUUUUCUUUAGGAUCCAUUUAAACUGUUUCUGUAGCUCCACAGGAUUAAGAGGGUGAUGGCAAAACAAAACAGUCUGUGAUUGAUGCUGAACUGAAGGUGCUGCAGUCGCCUCUUUCCAAACACACACACACACACACAGAAAAAGCUGAUCUAGAAGUUGGAGAAUAAAAGGACAACAUAGAGGACUGAUCAUGUUAACUAGUUUCUAUCAUUAGCAUAGCUUUAGUGCCUCAUCAGUGACUGAUUAAACCAGCUAAAAAUCCUGUAAGUGCGCCGCCAGAAAAUAGAGGUCACUUUUCAUCAUAAAGACCACAAAAGCUGUAGAUACACCACCACCCCGGUACGAUGUGUUCCUUUAUCAGAUCUCACAUCAGAGUCAAUCAGUGUGCCGUGUUCACUCGGGCAUGUGGAGACGGAGACAGCUUCAAGAUGAAUCCCAGUAUCUCUCCUCUAAUGAUCUCAUAUUAAACUGGGUUAGCUCCAGCACAAAAUCUAAUUUGUGGUCCUGUCCCAGUGGGGGUGGUCCCGGUCAUGAUGGGAGGAGGUUCGUCUGCAAUCAGCCUCAAAAAGGAAAAGCAGAAACCUUUUCUCUGCGAAGUUCCAGUUCGGCAUUAGCGUGAUUAAAUGCGUCAGAUCGGACUCUGAGACGGACACGUUCGCUCCCAAACUCAGACGGAACGACGGCCGCCUGCGAGCCGUCUCCCAGUGAGGGAUGCCCUGUUGAGGCUCUGUUGUUUGUCAUCCAUCCCACACAUCCCCGAGGGAAAUGAAAAGCACCAGACCAGAGAGAGAGGAGAAAAAAGAGACAAGUCAGAGAGAAGCCCAGUCAGCCGUCACCCCUCUCAUCAGCGCUGGAAAAUUACACUCCCACACUCCGCCGUUGAUGAAAAAGGGUUUGGAAAUAGCUCUGGGUUUAUUUUCAAACAGUUUUCUGAAGGAGUUUUUAUCAGAGUCUCAGUUUUGAGUUUUUUUAUUCAGGCAUUAAAAAUGAAUAAUCCGACUGCAGCAGCUCUGAUGCUAAUGAUUAAAUCUCUUCACUGAUGACAUGGUGUAAAAUACAGACUUUUAGUUUACCUGAGGACGACACUCUGAGCUCAUGCAGAGACAUUAAGACUAUGUGUAAAUUUCAUGAAGACAAACUUGCAGAUGAAUUUAUCCGUCAUGAAUUAUCUUGUUAUUUUUUUUCCAGGUGCUUUGAAGUCGUACCUGCGGGAGCUUCCUGAGCCCUUAAUGACAUACGAGCUCUACAACGACUGGAUCCAAGCCUCCAAGUCUGUAUCUUCUCAAAGUUGUGUUUUCAAUACGAGUAGAGAUCGCUCUGACCGCAUUUUGAACCCUUAUCUUUAAGUUUGUGCGUGUUUUCUUUGAAAUAUCUGAAAUUUCUGUCAUCUUUCAGCAUUCAAGAUCAAGACAAGAGACUGCAGGCUCUCCUCAGCGCCUGUGAGAAACUCCCGCCAGCCAACAACAACAACUUCAAGUGAGUCAGUUUUUCCAUGUUUUGCUUUUCGAGGUCCUCUCUGGUGCCCUGCUCGUUUUUUUUUAUGUUGCUUAAUUUGUUCAGCACAGAGCCGGCCAACUAUGAUUCAUACUGGGAGAAGAUAUCUGGAGCUCUGAAAUGAAGGCUGGGUCAGAGCCAAAGACUCGGUUUCACAGACCUUGACCCCGGACUAUCUUUUAGACUAACUACUGUUGCAAAAAAGCUGCCUGGUUUUAUCUGAAGUGAGACUAAAAUAGCGUGAAUUCUGGGUGAAAUAAGCUUCUCUUCGAUUUAAAAAUCACAGCUGGUUGCAUAUCAAACUCUGCAGCUCGUUCACUCCUGCAGAAAAUCUUCAAACUCAAAGUUGUGCCCUGAUUUUUGAAAAGUCCCUGAGACUUUAAGAGAAGAAAGAACACCAAAAGACAAGUCCAAAACAUACUUUCCAAUUUUAUGAACACAAACACCUCUGAACAAGAGAGAUGGAUGAGGGGUGUCGUGGUGACUUCUGUGACACAAACAAAAACAAGACCAGGGCUCCAAAUUCAGACCAGUUCGGUUGUACUAAAGACAAUGAAAUUACACUCACUUCUUGAAGUUGUACGUCACUUUUUGGCAACAAAAAGACCAAGUUGUCACUCAAGAGGUUUUUAAACUGGGCGAUCUGUACAUUGUGACUGGGACAGGCGUGUCUUGGCUGCAUGUCUCACUUCCUAAAGUCCCUAAAGUCAGUUUUUUGCUUCAUAUUUAGUUUCAUUUCUGUUAUUGCAGCUCAUUUCUUAAACACUCCUAAUGUGCUCUGAGACUGCUCAAGAUGCUUUCUUGAUCUGUUUGUGUUUUGCCGAUUUGCGGGUUGCGGCGCCUCGGGCUCUAAAUGCCACUUUACAUUUCCCGGCAAAAAUCCCGAAUAGACUGAAGCAUGAAAUCCUCGCUCAGCGGAGAUCAGCAGGAGAUCUUAAACGCUGUGGCUUUGUCACUUUGUCACUUUGUCACUUGUGGGACUGGUUCUCUCACUGACUCGUCUGUCAGACUCUGGGAGCUGCAGGAUAACGAGGACAGCAGAAAACUUUCCCUUGUCUUCUUUUGCUCCAAGACUUUGUCAGAAAGAGUAAAUUAGGAGUCACUGUCUCGUCUUUGUCACCAUGAGGUGCUGCUGGAGUAUAUGGAUUAUGGAUUUGAAGCCAAAAAGCUGUAGGUAUCUAUAAGAAAGGCUUGAUGACUCGAGGCGGAGUCACCAGUGUCCCUACACGGCGGCCAUCUUACUCCAGUACGUUCUAUGGUAGCUGACGGAAGUUGAGAAAUCUGCAUGAUCGAAAAUACUCUCAACUCGCUGAGAUCUUGAUGGAUUUAUGAAUGUUUUAGUUUAUUACAGACCUUUAUAACGUGGCUAUGAGUCGGGAUACUUGGACAUAUUGAAAUGACAGAUUUUCUUUGAGGAAAAAAAGACUUAAUCAUGAAGCACGGUUGUUUCACGGCUAUUUUACGUGCAAGGGCUAACUUUUGAGUCGAGUUGUCAAGGCUGAACAACAGUCGAGACUUUAAUUUCUUGUAUGACAGCCUACAUUUUUCGUCUAAGUGUCAGUCUUUGUGAAUGUGUUCGUGUUUAUCAGCUGUCUGACUUGGCUAACAGACUUGCUGUGAGUGAGACCGAGUACGUUUAACAAAAUUGACCCAGCAACUUUACAUCAGUUGUAGAGGCAGAAAUGCUCUUUCGAUUCAACAAAACUUAAAUUGCACAUGAUUUCCAAACUGUUUGGUUUGUUAAAAACAUCUAAAACAGCAACAUGAGGCAGAAAUUUAUAUUAAAAAUACAUAUUUAUGUAUGUUAUUAUAGUUAUCCCUAUAAUAAAAAUAUUACUAAUAUAACAUACAUAACUAAAACUCUGAGGUUUGUUACAAACCAAACUUUUAAAAUUAAUUAAUCUACGGUUAUUUAAAUGCUACAUGAACUGUAGUCGGUAAUGUUAUGAGUGGAGGAGCUGCUUGAAGCAAGAUGGCCGCCAUGUGUGGAUGUUGGUCUCCAUUGGCUAACAGCGUACGUAAGCCAUCUAGCGUUUACAUAUGUGUCGAAAAGCUCUGCGUUUAUUCUCCACUUCCUAAAACCAACAUUGCACCGUGUGAUGACGCUCCCCUGGAUAAGCUACGCAAUCUCUGUACUCCUUUAGGCUGUCAAUCAUAUUGACAAUCUAUGUUAAUCAUAGAAAACACGAAGCCCCUAAUAACUUUUAAAAACAGAGCUGCACAGAAAAAAAGAGGACUUGAGCAGAAACCAGUCUGACAAUAACUCCGUCAACAUCGAUCCAAAGUGAUCCACUGAUAUCUGCUGGAUUAUCUCAUAAUCCAGAAGAACAGAGGAGAUCCGUGUGGAGGGAGACUAGAGGAAAGUGACAGGAGAGAAAUUGAAAGUUCAGGAUCGGCGGCUCUUGUCAGUGUCAUCAUGAAAUUGCACAAAUAGGGCGUAUUUUUAGACGGGCGUCCUCUGAGGAGACCUGUCAGACCUGUCCAGAUGAUGGCUGCUCGCUGGAAUGAGCUGCCUGAUGUUCACUCAGCUGUACUUCAGAUCAGGAUGAGUCACUCGGCCACAGAAACACACUAGCCCAGUUUUUGUCCUCAUCACAGAGCUCCCUCUAACUUACAGUACGCUCAGUCUGGUUCAGAAACGUGCUCGUCGUAUCACGGUGGAGUCCUGACCUGGAUCACAGUAUUUUUCUUAUUUCUCACUUAAAUUAAAAUCUAACAAAGUUGCAGCACUGCGAGAACUUCAUUUUACAUUCAGCCCGAUAAAACAAGCCAACACAUCCUCCUGACCUUGACCGCUAUCUGUGCAGCUACAAUUCAUGCACUCCUACAAAAGCUCCACACAUUUACAAGCUGUUAAUUCUCCCGCGCGGAGGCACUUUAGUUUAAUAUAUCAGUGCUGUCCAGGAGAAACAGUUUCGCUGGUUUUCUGGUGAUUUUGUGAUUUUCAGAGCGACUUUUCUUCCUUUAGAGUUUGAUAAAUUAUUCAUAAACCCUCCAGAUUAGCUGAAAAAUCACUAUUUUAGAUGAAACAAAAGAGACGUUUCCUGAACUUUAAAUUAAAUGUUCAGUUCUAAUAAACAGACAUUGUUCAUCCUCACUUCUCCUCUGGUUAUCUCUGAUGUUGGUGUUUAAGAAAGCCGAUCAGCGUCGGCUAAAUCGAUGUUACAUUUGAUGAUUUUUUAAUUAAAUCAGCGUUUUUCUGUUUUCUCUUCAGGUAUUUGAUCAAGUUCCUCUCCAAGCUGACGGAGUACCAGGAUGUGAACAAGAUGACGCCCGGAAACAUCGCUAUUGUCCUUGGACCGAACCUGCUGUGGAUGAACGACGAAGGGUAAAGGCACCUUUACUUACUACAGAACCAUGUCGUUGUGAUACGUGUUGAACAGGUUUUGGCGUCUCCUCUGUGAAAUAUGAAGGUCCUCUCUGAGAAGGUCAUUUUUUUAACGGCAGCAUAGGUUGCUCCAAGACUUAUGCAUCCCCGUAUCAGCACGGAUGCUGGCUGUUGAACUGUGAGGUGACUCUUCUUGUCUUUGGAGCUGAAGAUACAGGAUCCAAGAUUUCCAAAAAGAAGGUCAAAUUUUGAUUUGUGAACCAAAGGAGAGAUUUCCAUUUCCCCUCUCAGAUAUAUCGCAGGGUUUCUUCUUGAGCGGUGUAACAGUUUGGUUUCUGGAGGUGAGUUUGAGCCCAUGCAGUGAUUUCCACUACAGAGUCAUGUCUGUUUUGAAGCACUGCAGCCCGAGCGUCUGGAUAUCAUGGCUUAUUAUUCUGCAUGUCUGUCAGAACUUAUCCUGGUUUGUCGAGAGAUUUUCCUCCAGGUGUUUAUUUUUUUCAACAGUUUGAGUUUUUCUCGUCUCUGUGCCAAAUUUUGUGAAAAUUGAAAUGAGCAAACAGUCUUCAUAAUUUGUCAGUUUUAAUGUUUCCUGUGUUUUUUUGUUUUAAUUAAAUUCUAAGUUUAAAUUAUUCAAAAACCAUCAAAAUCUGUUUUCACCAACAUUUUAUCCGAAGGUACAAACAAAUUUUGUGUUUGUGAUUUUGAGAUUUCUGAUUUUACUGAGUUUGUUUAAAGGCCGUCAUGCUUUAAAACUAUGUCAGUUAUUCCUUCUUCUUCUCUCUUCUCUCCCUACAAAGUGGACACUUUGCUUUAGGGCUGGGCGAUAUGACCUUAAAUCAAUAUCAUGAUAGAUUGAUCAGUUCACCUCGAUAACGAUAAAUGGAUGAUAACUACUCCACAAGCUGCUCACCCCCUCCCACAUCCAGCCGCUCCAACUUUUGAACCGUCCUCCAUCUCCUCACCUGUCUUUUAUUUAUAACUUUUAUUUGUUUAUUUUUUUGACACUGAAUAUACCCAUUUGGGCAAAAUGACGUGGGUUAUUGUCGUAAACUUCGGUAUCAGUAAAUUUUUGGUUUAUCGCCCAGCCCUACACUGCUUUUUAUUUUGACUGUGUCGCACUUUUAACAGAGAUAUAUGUUUCCUCAGACUCUUUUCACUAUUCCAGUUGUAUGAAGUAUGCACGGUGAUGACUGAGUAGUUUGAGGCGUGUGAAGGACACGUUCUUGUAUUUUACAGCCUCCUUAAAUUUUAAUUAGUGGUUUAAUAAGCCGACAUUUCUGAAAUGAUUUUAACUCUCUCCUUUUAAUGCUUCUGUAAUGUCAUGAAGACGUCUUAAUCGCUGCUGUUUCUCCUUGACUGUCCCGCUGUAAAACGUCUGCCUCCCCUCUGUCUGCUGCAGGAACAUCACAGAGAUGAUGACGACAGUCUCCCUGCAGAUCGUCGGUAUCAUCGAGCCGAUCAUUCAGCACGCUGACUGGUUCUUCCCCGGAGGUGAGGAGGAACACAAAAUCAAGACUUGGGUGUGUUUUCCUCUGAUAAUUAGACGCUGAAUUGUUUCUGCUUUUCUCAGAAAUCGAGUUCAACGUCACUGGGAACUAUGGGAGCCCGGUCCACACAAACCACAACGCAAACUACAGCUCGAUGCCGUCUCCAGACAUGGAUCAGGUGGAUCGAAGGCAGAACGACCAGAGUCGACGGCCGCUCAGCGUCGCCACGGACAACAUGAUGCUGGAGUUCUACAAGAAGGACGGGUACAAACCUCAUAUCUCUGCUGGGAUUAUAAUGACAGCGUAUCUGUCUGCAGUUUGGAGUGUGUGUGUGAAGUCUGAUAGUUUUGAUCUCAGUGUUAAUCCUGGGUUUGGGCGACGAUUACGAUCCAGAGACAGACUCAAAAAAGAGACAAGAUUCAUUAAGAGACAGGAGUGAUAAAAAGAGUUCUGAUCAGACACAAGCUGGUUUUUUAAAGCGUUCACUGUGAGAACAACGAACUUAAGAAGAAGAAGCUUUAACAGUUUUUCCUCCAGACUCCUGCAGCCCAGUGAACGGAGACAGGGUGAAACGAAGAAAAUAAAGAAAUAAGAGGGAGAUUUGGGAACGGUUUAGUUUUUUGUGUUUUUUAGCGGAGGCUUAGAUAAACAAAUCUUAGAUUUUGAAGGUAAAGUCAGGAGAAGCUCGUCUUAGCCUACAAAAUAAGGAUUCUGGCAUGUGAGUGUGGCUUUUUGGAGCCUUUUGAGAUGAGUUUAUGAUAAAACGGACCAAAAAUGAUUAAUUUCUUACAGCAGCUUUAAAGUAGUCAUACUGCUGCACAGACAUACAGUUACAACUGAAAAUUACUGAAAAAAGUACAAGAAGAUUAAACUGUGCUUUUAUUUUUAUUUAUUUUAUUUUUAUUUUAACUUUUAUUUUAUUUUUAUUUUAUUUUAUUUUACUUUAUUUAUUUAAUUUUAAUUUUAAUUUUAUUUUUAGAUAAUGGAGCAUCAAGCUGAAUGAACCAUUUUAAGAUCAUUUUUAUACAGUUUAUUAUAUUUUUAAUACAUCUCUUUUAACAUUUGUUGCAGCUGAUAAAACUGGAGCUCAUUUUAAAAGAGUUUAUACACAUUUUAUCCUCGUUUUUACAGACUGUCAGUUAUGAAUAUAAUGACACAACAUCAUAAUCAAUCAUGUUAAUCAAAAAUUAUUAUACUGUAGAUUUAAAAGUAGCUUGUAGUCAAACUGAAAAUGUUUGUGAGUUUUGUAGCUAGUUAGGCUAACAGGGCUUAUAACGUGUCCAUCACGUCGGAGUGAAAUCAAACUGUAUACACAACAUGUCAACACUUGAAGAGAUAAAACACCAGUAGUUACAAAAUUAAGAAUAAUCCUAAAUAAUAGCUGGUUUAUUCAACAUUUUAUUUUGCUUGUAAUCUUCCCACCUUGGACUCGUCACAGAAAAAAAUCCCCUCGGCGACAAAAACCAUCAGGAGAACAAACCUGCAGCCUCCUGAGGAGAGCGUUUAGAGGCUCUAGUCAGACUGAACAGUGAUCACACAGCAGCAUGCUGAAAUGCUUUCCUUUAUAGCGCUAACAUACUCACUUCUAGUAGGUUUUUGAUCAGCAUAUAAACAUGUUUAAGCAGGAAAACGGACAGGGAGAGAGUUAUUCUCCUGCAGCUGACACAAAACAGACAUUAUUGUCAACUAUUGCAAACCCAAGAUAUGGAUAAAAACUGGAAUUGUCAAGUAUUUUCCUGGAGACUCAGCUUAAAGCUCCCGCUGAUUACUCACACACUUACACACACACACAUACACACACACACACACACACAUUCAUGUCACCCUGCCUCUGAAUCAAUCAGCAGUCCCCUCUACCUCUGAGCUGCUGUUACAGCUUCAUUCAGGGUGGCUCCCAGCUGACAGCUCCACUGACAAGUUAGCUUUAAGUUUUCCUCCAGACAAAGCCACUUUUGAGGCACGUUACAUUUCUGCAUGACUGCGUUUUGACAGGGUCGGACGUGAGGUGUAAGAACUGGAGAAUUCCCCCGUGAUUACACAAGUUUCAUGUGAGAGUGAUCUCCAUGGAAAGCUCGGUUUCACUUUGAGACGGACAGAAAGUAUCACUUCAUCACUCUGUAUCUGCAGCUGCUGCCUUCAAACUAAACAGAGGGGUAAAAAACUGAGGUAAGGGACUGAGAGAGAGAGAGAAAGAUGACAUUUAGUCUGUGAAAUGAGGAAUCUGACAAUCCUCAAGCUUUGGAGAAGGAUUAGCCGAAACCCAGUCAGACGGUUUCUGUCUCUUUUCUCUGUCUGUCUCUGUGUCUCUUCUUUUAAUGCUUUAAUACACCCUCCUUCUCAUCGAGCCCUGUGGGUAGCCUUAGCCCCGCAGUCCUGGGACUACAAGUAGCCCAGCUAAUUAAACCUGCACCGAGUGAGUGCUGGAUCUGAUCAAUAGAGCUGGGCUUUCAGUGGUAACACAAAGAACGCUCCUCAGAACCAGCAGGCUCAGCACAAAGAGGCUCCAGCUCCUUUGAAAGUGUUAGUUUUUUUUAUAUACAGUACAAAAGAUGGCAGAUUUAAGGCUGCACGCUGUUGUUCAGUUGCAUUUCAAUUUUCUCCCGUGACAGGAUAUCUAGAAGCUGCAGCUCUGGGGGUUUGUGCUCCAUCAUUAGAGCAAUAAAGAUGUCAAAUUUCCCAUAAUUCUCUGAUGCAGGAUACAGACUUCACUUUAUCGACAUAAAUCUAAAGAGAUAAUCAGGGAGGUAAUUAAAAGAGAGGGAAACUGCAGUGGGAUCCUGUUUUUAUUUUCAGAUUUGAAGGUCAGUACUCCUCUCAAUGUGACUGGGUUGGAUUAAAGUCUCAACUAACAGGUGGUUCAGUUUGGUGUCAGACUUCAACAGAGGAAACUAUAUCAGCCGAGCAGCAGCACAAGGUUUGAAUAAGAUCUUAUGCUGUGUUCCAGUUGUACUCCGAGUCGGAAUUCAUCUGGAACGCCCCCAUUAAGUCAGAUUUCAGACUCAGAAAGUCGGACGAUCCUCACCAACCCUGGCUUGCGAUAUUAUUUUUCGUAGGCUAGUAGGGGAAGGUCCUGCCUUCUUCGCCUCUGAUUGGCUAGAAAAGCUGGAAACAUGCUAUUGGGUUACUGUGUUUACAACUGGUAUAGCUAACAACUAACAACAGCUGACAACCACUUACAAUGACUGACAACGGCUAACGACAGCUGACAAUUGUAAACAACGGCUAACAGUAGGCCUCCAUCUUGGUUUUCCGACCUGUUUAGUGGAACGCCGUCAAUUCAGGUGUGGCGUCGUUCCCAGCUCCGACUUCCGAGGUAACUGGAGCGCAGCAUAACUCUGUGUUCCAGUUACCUCAGAAGUCGGAUGUUGAAGCUGGGAAUGACGUUACGCCUGAGUUGACAGUUAACAAGUCGGAAAACCAAGAUGGAGGCCUACAGUUACCUGUUGUUACCUGUUGUUUACAAUUGCCAGCUGUUAUCAGUUGUUGUUAGUAGUUGUUAGCUAUACCAGUUGUAAACAACGCAAAACACAGUAUUUUACUCUUACAAACACCAUGGCGACGUGUUCACAGUUAGACGUUGGGCAGCACAACAUAAACCACUUAUUGAAUUUCACCAAAAUAAAACAGAAGCGCUGAUAAAUAAUAAAUUACGAGCGCUUUAAGUGUUACUCUCUACUGUUGAUGCACUGCGCUGCCAUCUUGAAUUGUGAUGUUGUCGUAAAGUAGUGGUUGUUGAGGAUAGUCCGACUUCAGGGGGGCAUUCCAGAUGAAUUUCCGACUCGGAGUUUGGAAAUCCCAACUUCCGAGUACAACUGGAAUGCAGCAUUAGUCUAAGCUUAAACUUAAGAUAUCUGAUGCAACAAGUACUAAACAACCACAUGAAGACAGCUACGAUAGAAUAUAAUACAAAUCAACACAAUAAACCCAAUUUCAGUUCGACUUGUCCAAAUGAUUUGCCUUAAUAUUCAUAUCAACAUAUCUGACUUAGAAACCAAAUCACCGUUCUGCAGUUAUAAGAAAGUCUAAACUUAUAUCAUCUGGGAGGUUCUGGCCUCAUUAGGACUAAAUGAAAUGAUAAUCACCUCUCUGGGUUCUGACAUGGUUUUAGUGCUUUGACGACAGCAGAUUUCACCCCUGAAGAUCACUCUCCUUGUUACGCUCAGCGUGGCUCCAGCCGCUCGCCAGGCCAGCCUCCCCAUGUGCUCCUCCAUCUUGGCUCUUGUCUAGUCGAGUUAAUCCUGCCAAAACUUUCUCUGCUGCUUUGAUAACAUUGCUGUUAAUGAGCCGGGGGGGGGGGAGUCUGUCCUCCCUGAUCCUUACUCCUGUCCUCAUUUUGCUUGUCUCUGUUUCAACAACGCAGCAUUAGGAAGAUACAAAGGUACAGUAUCGCUCAUUUUCCUCGGGUCAUCCUCUCAUCAGUCUGUUCAUCUCAGCUGCCUGCUGACUGGAGCUGUCUGUCAUCUGUCAUGUGUGUGUUUAAUGCUCCAGUCAGGUCUGCCUGCUGUGACUCACUUGGACUCCUAUAGUUCAAUGUCUCUAAGAGAGUGGGGGUGACACACGGGCGACAUGGACAAAGCAGGUCUUUCUUUCAGUGUUUACAUAAGUAGCAUCUUUGCAGUUUCGGGCACUUGAUGAACUUGUUCAGCCUGUGGGGACAAAGGCUGCUUGUUGGUAAACCUCAGCGUGGAGCGAGCUGCACACUGAGGUUUGUUUGAGAAAUAUCCCUUAGUGCCUCUUUUUAAUAUCUGUGUGAUUAUUAUAAAGAAACAACCUGCAGCGAAUAAGCUUAGCAUAAACACAGAAAGGAGGGGGGAGAGCUAGCUUGGCUCUGUUGAAAAGAGAAAGUCUGAGACGAGCAUUUUUAAAGCUCACUUAUCAACUCAAAGAAGAGUUUAUAGUCACAGCUCAUUAGUUUAGCCUUAACCCCAACAUUUCCGUUGAUUCAGUUUAUGUUUCGUUUGUUUGUUUUCUUGUUUUAAAGCAGAAACUGACCAUAUUUCCACUGAUAAAUACCACUUUUCUCUCCAGUGAACAGCACUGGUUUCUUUUUUGGCUCGAUUCAGCCGACCUCGGUGUUCAGAAAUAGAAAACAGAUGCACGGUGGGUCAUUUAUCGAGCUUCAAAAGAUGCUUGUAGUACUUUUUAUUUUUAACUUUCAGACACAACCAAGCUAGCUGUUCCCAUAUAAGUGAAGUCAGUCUUUUUUUAUCCAGUUUUUGCUAUAAAUCAAAGGAGAAAAAGCGUGUUUACAUGGACUUGUGUAUUCUGGUCAAACUUACAGUAUGACUUGGAAGUAGUUUACAACUUCGACUACAUCACCAUAUAGAAAAAAUACUGACUCAGACUAAUUUCUAGUCGACCUCCUGAGAGUCUCUUUGUAAACAGCGACAGUGUCUCUAAAUCACCAAAAUCUGGACCUUUAAAUCUCCUUAACGAACACAGAGUCUUCAUGCUUUCUCCAAUCUUAACCUCUGAUCCUCCUUAAUUCUCAAGAGUUUAGUUCCUCUUUCACUUUAAAAAUAAGAUGCUGCCAUGCCGGUUCGUCGAUACCUUUAAAAUUGUCUGUGCUUAAAGUCUGCAGCUGCUAAAUAGUAAAAUCAGGUUUUGAUCCCAGUUUCUGAAAUCAGGAUUUGAUGUUUACAUGCACAAACAAAAAUAUGUGAUACGACUGCGUGAUCAAACCUGGGUACUGAAGUCCAUGUAAACACACCCAUUGGCUCUUUAAAAUGACCAGCUGGCCUCCUAACAUCUUAGGGGUCCUAAUGCACAUUUUAUACCCGUUCAUCAAACCAAACUGCUCUUAUGAAGCAGUCGUUUAAACUUUAAUGUUGCCUCCCUCGUACAUUAUUAUCAUCCCGCAGGAGAACUUUUCCAUUUCAGCGAGACUCUGUUUCCAUAAAGUCUUCUCUGUUUGCAUGCUGAGGGUUGUUCCUACGGUCUCACAUUGCUGAUGGUCGUCACCGCCUCUAGAUGGUGAACAAGGAUCCGUUUAAGCCUGAUCUGUUUAGGGUGUGACCCCCCCUUUAGACCGCUUCCACACAGGCCCUCCCUUGAUUUGAUUGGCUGUGCAUCUCUGUCCCACUGCAGCAUGGGUGUCAGAGUGAUGGACACUACAUGGGUGUCACGCAGGGGCUCGUCUUCUUCGCGCAAAAACUCGCCCACGCCACCCAACGUGCAUCCCCCAACCCCGCCCUGUGACGCUCUUAUCCCAGAGCAAGCUGGGGAAUAUACCGGUUCCCCCUCCCCAACCCCUCCACCCAAUAGCAGCGACCGAGCCAGGUAAGGCUGUCGUGCCCCUACCUCCUGUUUCAACACCCCCACAAUCACCCACCUGCUGUUGCCCCUCCUCCUUUUGCCGCGUCUGCUGCUGCGUCCUGCUGCUGACAUCAGAGCAGUGCUGUCUGCUCCUCCCCCCUCACGUUUUUUCACUGUUGCUCUGUUGACCCCCUUUAAAGUCCUUACCCAUCACCUCGUUUGAUCCCCAAUGUCUCACCUUUGAUGAAGCGUGUCAUUUCAAACUCUGUGACUGCUCUUAAAGGGACAGUUCAGUGUUUUUGACCUGAGGUUAGAUCAUUAACUUGUCACUAGUGAGUGGACUCAAUACUAGAUGUCUGCAGGGCCGGAGAGCCAAGCAGAUCCACAACCAGGACAGAUCCACAACCCACUUUUUAACCACUGUUCCACAUCCCUUUUUGUGCCCAGAAAUUUAAUUCAAUAAACAAGUUAAUAUAUAAAUAAGUGACCGCAGCCAUAUAUUUUUAUCGAAUCAAAAUAAAAGUCUUUGAAAUUUGUGAAGAAAGUGUUCAGUUCUUGGGACUCGGCCCACUUCCUUUCAAGGAUUUUAAAUUUACAUUAAAAAUAAAUAAUUCACAUAUUUACAUUUUCAUCUAAAUUUUACAAUUUCUUACUUAUUAUUAUUUAAUAUCGUGGGUUUAUUCUACCAAAAUGUCAACUUAUAUUAUCCCAAUUUCACAGGGAUUGGCCUCGCUUUUAUAUUAAUUAUUCCUUGGCGAUGAUUGUGACCCCCUGAAUGUAAUAGUAUGUGUCUACAGAGCCGGAUGAAUGUGAUAUUUUGUGUGUUUUUAUUGUAUAUUUUCAUGUGCAAUCUCAUGCACAUUAUUAGUAAUCACACUUCUGUUUCAUUUACUACAAUGCUAGUAUCCUACGGGUCAAAUAGUACAUUUUCGACUUCCGACAAGCUAAUGUUAGCAUUAGCUUGAUGGAGAUUCAAUGUGCAUUUCAGGCUAUCAUGGAAAAUGGAUAGGGAAAAUGUCAUAAACGGAGCCGGUCAUAUUUACAUUUAUUUCCCCGUCAAAUUUAAGACAACAGUUUUAUUAAUGACUAAAAAAUGAUGUGAUUCACAUUUAAUACUUAAUCAUGGCAUUGCUCUAUUAAAGCCAUUAACUUUCGAGAAAGACGCAGCGAGAAAGGGUGGUCACGUGUUUCAGUUUGUGGAUCUGUCAUGCAAUGACCUACUCCGUCCAGCAGGGGCACAAAGAGGGUUGUAGAUCUGUCACGGUUGUUGAUCUGCUGGGCUCUCCGGCCCUGCAGACACCCCCUUCUCAAUGUACUUGCCACAAAAAGUGCCAGACAGCCUCUUUAUAGAGAAAAUGUUGGCGGAAACAGGAUGCUAUAUAAGCUAAUCAUGAUGUUACCGUUCUCAGCAGAGUCGACCCCUGUCUGCUCACCUAGCGUCCUGUUUCUUUCAGCGGUUUCUCACCGAAGGGGCUGAGCUGACUAGCAUCCAUUCUGGCUAAUACAAUCUCACUUUAAAAACACUGAAAUAGUCCUUUAAGUCCUCACUCUGGUUACAUUUCUCUGUGUUGAAUUUCUAGUUCCAUGUGUGGACUUGUUCAGAGUAACGCCCUCUGUGGCACGUAGAAGCUUCAAAUUCUCUUCAGGCGAAUUUUUGUGAUAUAAAAUGUUUAAAAAGAAAAGUUUGUUUGGAGUUUUAAAGGAAUGGUUCAUUGCUGCAUGUGCAUGAUAAUUGAUCUGUUUUGUUUUUGCUGUUAGUCCAAGCAUCAUUAACAGCAUAACUGUCCAUUGUCGCAAGGCCCUGCAAUGGAUGAGGUGACUGACUUUUCUGUUCUAUUGAUUUGUUUAUUUUUUCAUCAUUUAAAACCCACAGAGCACUUUUUUCUUUAUCUCCUCUCUGCUGUUUCACCUGAAGCUCUUAUUUCUAAUUUCCCUCCUGACACACACAGUCAUUAAUUUUCACCAGAUUUCUCCCCGAUAAUAAUAGACCGAACUUUAAAAUCCCACCCCUCUCUCCACCUUUCUAAAAUAAUCAACAUCUUUGUAGCUUCAGGACACCAACUUUUUCCCCGUGAAAUAUUCUUAUGUUUAUUCUUGCAGCUCUGAUGAUGCAUCCUCCAAUUGGUCGGACUCCUGUUACGCCUACCCCUCCCCUGAGGAGGAGAGGCCGCCCCCCCCUUACCCCUCUUCCUCCUCUUCCUCCUCCUCUUCUUGCUCUUCCUUUACGAUCCCUCACCACCAUUUCUUCACCCGUGCCCCGCCGUGUAAGCGUCCUGUCGCUCCCGGUCCCGAGUCCGUGCCACCCGGCACGUCCCCUCCCCCACGCCGCACCGGCUACAGCCCACCCCCGCUCCCCCACUCCCUCAGCCCGACACCCCAGCAGCUUGACGUCAACUCCAACCCCAAACCCAGCUCCCUGCACCUGCCCAGACAGGUCUCCCUGUCCGACGCUUCGCAUGCCGCCCCGUCCGAUUUGAACGGCUCCACCCUUUACAUCAAACCCCCGCUCGUUCUUACUCGCCACGAUCUGUUCCCUGGCUCCCCCAAACCUCCCAACACCCCCCUCUCUGCUCCCCCUCCAUGGGCAGCCUGUGCCUGUAGCCGGGAGAAAGGAGCCAAGCUGACUAGGUAAAUACAGAACCCUGCUUAACUAGUUCCAACACCACUCACACAUGAAUGAAGAGAGGCCAUACAGGGACAAAGAGGGAUGGGACCAGGAGACGGAGGGACUCCCAACAGCGUCACACACUCCUUAGCUGUGCGACAGUCAGUCAUGGAAAACAGAGCUCUUCAGGAAUACCAUUAUCAGAUCCAUCUUUAAUUUAACAACCAUGAAUGAAAUCCAUAACUUUCCAUCCUGGCAGGAUAUUCAGGAGCCAGUUGCCAGGCAACAAAGGAAAUUCAAAGCUUUCAUUGCAUACCAUUAUAAAAGUGGGCGUUAAUGAGUCAUAGCAUUACCCAGCCAGCCCUGAGUGCUAGACUGCAGGAUCAGACCUUGACAAUGAACGAAAACAAACACUCUGUGAUUUACACUCGAGUGAAACAACACAUCAUCAGCGUCAGUGAAGGACGUUACUAUGUUUGACAUUGGAACGAAAAAAAAAACACACAAAGACCCCCCUGUGCACAGCUCUGUCUGGACCCUUUAUCACAGCAGCUUCAAUCAUUCAUUCAUGCCUCAUGUGCUGACAGACAGUCGGAGUAUAAACUGGUUAUGGCGUGACCUUCAGCCCCUCUUCCCAUUGGCAUUCCAGCUGCACUGCACCAUAACAGUAAAGAAAAUCCAUUAAGCCAUUAGGAUUGUUUGGGGAUUCUUGACCCGCUUCUGCUGCAGCACAGUAUAGACAACAUAUCCGUCUGCAGCAGUGGACGCUGCCGUAACUUGACAUUGAACUAUGGGUGCUCUCAUUUUUUAUUUUAUUUUAAUAAGCCAUGAAAUUUAUGGAAACAGGCUUGGCAUACUAUCAAAGAGGAGUGAGCUGCAGCUUGUAACUCCUGUGUCUGUUCUCCUUCACUCUGUCCUCAGUACGCUCAAGAACAAGGAGCUGUCUCCGGUGAUCGGGCAGAAGGUAACCAUGACCUCUAGUGGACAGUCGCAGCACUCUGAGCACAGCCCACACUCACUGAGGAGAGGUAAGAAGGCUGUUUCUUUUAUCUGUAUCUUUUAUCUCUUUUACCUCUUAUUUCUUAUUUCGACUUACUGUCUUUUAAGUCUUUGUUCUACUUAUAAUCUUUUCCUAUUGAACCUUUUAGUCCUUAUGUAUUUUAUUGUUUUUUCCUGCUCAUUUUUGUUAUUCCAUUUUAUCAUUACUAUUACCAUCAUAAUUACUUUGUUAUGAUUUAUUAUCAUUAUUAACAUCGUCUUUUUAUAUUUACUAUCCUGUUACUCUACCCCCCUUUUUUAUUACAUUUCUUCUUCUUACCUAUUUUAUGUUUUUAUUUUGGUCCUCAUGGUCUCAUUUUAUGUCGUAGGGUUCUUGUAUUGUCUGGGUUCCUUAUGACAAAUGAAAUUGGCCUUUAAUUCGGAGGUCUUGUUUUUAACUGAGCUUUUGUUUUUUAUUUGUUUUUAUUUCCAUGUGCCGAUGUUCUGUAUGUUCUUUACGACAGUUUGUCAAAGCACUUUGUAAACGUCUGUUUUUAAAAGUGCAAUAAAAAUAAAGUUAUUAUUAUUAUUAUUAUUUCAAAAUCUCAAACAGGAUUGCAAAAUCUUUUAUUUUAUCAUUACCUUCUGAAACCCUUUAGUCUCCGUUUUUUUGGGUGAGGAACACAGCAUCUUCAUAUCUUUUAGGAUUUGGGUUAUAUCACAGUUUUGUAAGUUGGAUUUUUGUUUUAAUCUGCAUUGUGUGAUUUUAUGCUAUUUUAGUCCUAGAGUAAUUAUUUUGUGUUUUAUUACCUCUUUUGAUUAAUUUACUCUAUUUUACUGUUUGAUUUUGAGACUUUUAUUUAAUUCACUUUUAACGCUUUAUCACCUUUAUUAUAUUUUAUCAUGGUUUUAGCAUUUUAGUCCUAGAUCAAGUGUUUUCUCACUAUUUUUUAACUCAAGAUAGCGUUUUCUCAGUCAUCUGUGGCAAGUUGAAGAGUCCUGGUCUUUAGUGUGUGCAUCUGUGUGUGUGAGUGUGUGAGGGUUGUAUGUGUUGAAUGGAGGUUAGAAGGUUCUGGUGGGGUUCGGUAUUAGUAUUUUUAUUUAUUUUUAUUGAAAGUGCUUUAAAAUUAAAAUUUGAUUGAUUGAUUGAUUGUAAUCAGAUGUCAAUCAUUCUUAACCUCCACAGCAAAGAAGCUGGCCCCAAUCCCACCUAAAGGCCCCUACAGCCAGACAGGAGCCAUGUCGGACCAGUCAACAGGUCAGCCGUCUCCAGUCAGCCUGUCGCCCACUCCUCCCAGCACUCCCUCCCCGUACGGCUUCGGCUACCCACAGGGGUACGCCACCAUCGGCUCACCUGGUUCCUCUCAGAUGGCCACCACUCCGUCUCUCUCCUCUCCUCCCUCUCUGGCCGGAACCCUCACCAAGAACAGGCCGACACCCAAACCGCCCCGCCAAAGGCCCAGCUUACCGCCGCCUCAGCCCCCCUCCACGCCGGGCACCAGUCCCCAACCUCUGGAGCAUUCGACAGGUCUGCUGGACGGUUUGUCUCCAGGAGAGAGCAUGUCCACAGGUAACAACAGGCCUUUCAUAUGACCACACCUGCUAAACUUCACUAAGACUCUGAGACACUUUUAGUUGUUUUUUUUAUGGGAUUUGUUGACAAUGAGGAAAUAUCCGUCCAUUAACUUUGAGUUCUUCUGUUUCAGGCUGAGUGACUUUAUUAAUUAUCCUUCUUUGUGUAAAUGUCCUUGAAUAUUUCUGGGAGGUGUGAAUGAUGUUUUGGUCUAAUUUUCCCCUCUUGUCGACUGCUCUUAUUGUCUCACUUACAGCAGUAUGAGCCCAGAGGUUCAGGGUGAUUCUUUAAGAGAGGGACUUUUAGGGUAAGCAGGAGUUCCUGUGCUAAAGCCUCACCUACCCCCUUCGCCCGCCCUUCCAACACCCUCCCCUGCCAUCGCAACCAAAAUGAGCCAAGUUGCGUUGGAGUGAAGCUGCCAUGGGGAGCAGAUUAUGGGAUCAGGUUUCUGUGUGAUCCCGCUCUCUGUGGCAGCCUCCCUCUAAGGCCGACUCUUGAGGACUUCAUUUCCUAUUAUGUUUUAUCUCCAUGCAGCGGCUGUGUCGCUGUCCAGCUGUCCGGCUCUAACCUGAUUUGUUGGCCUUUGCAUGAUGGCUGAGACUGAUGCGAUGCAUGGCUUCCGUGGGCGUGUCCAACAGACAAACCAGGGCAGACACAAAAAAACCCUUUUUCCUGUCUUGUGAUUUCCUCCCACAAUGCCCUGCUCUAGCUGCCAUCCCCUACCUUCGACAGCCCACUGCAACCAACCCCCUAAACUCCCACUCCACUCCAGUGUUGUGCCUCACUGCCCAUGACUUCCUCAAACAAGACGCAUUUCCUGUCUGUGCGGUGUGAAGUCGUUCAUCAUAUGUGUUUACUGUGGACAUCAUCAUUAUCACGACCGAGACAAAGACACAGUUACACAUCAUCAAACUGAGGUCAAUAUAUUCUGUUGUACAGACCAGUACGACUGACUGCAUUGAUCCUGUGGUUUUGUGCUCGACCCCGUUCACUGAAGUGAUCAGUCUUUGUGGUUAUUGAUUGUGUCUCAAUCAAGUAUUAGCAGGGAUGCACAAUAAUGACAUUCUGCCAAUUUCCAACAACAUCCUUGAAAUACAUACAUUAGACACCCUGUUGAGAGAUGAAUGUUGUCGACCGCUUGCUUCUCUAGUUAAACAAACUUUAGUAACGACCGCAGAUAGCCACACGCUCAAACAAAACGCCACUCUAUAGACACAAAUAAUGCUCAGAACAGCACCUAACUUCAUCAACAGGACAUAUAGGGUCACAGACAUAGUACUAGACACCAAACAUCUUUUUAGCUUUGCCUGAUUUCUUUAGCUAAGAGACUAAAGAGAACUCACCUACUCUCUUCCAGCAGACGCUUGUUUGUACAGAGACCUCCGGGCGAGUCCAUUAUGGACUACAGCGGGGUGACGCAGCUCAAAGAAGAACAUUUAUGAUCAUUUCUUUAUCAUUCCUUUGAAGUUGAAUCAUCAUAUUAAUCAUUUUGAACUGCAGACGCGGUAGUUCUUCUGCCUUAGCGUCUCGGUCUGAUUGUAUUUCCAUGAAGAAAUGAUCCAACUUAAUUAUAGGCCGGAGUAUCCCCCUAUAGGUUCAGUGUAUAGACAAAGGCUAUCAGUCAGUUUCUACAUAGAAAUGCUCCCUUGCUCACCCUUUGCACUAGUGGAGCUCCAGCGGCUACGGUGGCCUCUGAGAACAAGACGCUCCUGUGAUGUAUGAUUUUAUGGUUCUCUUUUUGUCACAUUUUUAUCAUCUAAAACUCAGAUACAAAUUCUUUUGCACAAAAAUUGCUGCUCUGCUUCACUAAAUACGAUGUUACUUGCUUUUCCCGUCUGUGCUGCCGUAGGCUGUGCAAGACGGCAGCCUCGGUGGAAAGGGACUAGCUCCUCAUGUAAAUACUAAAGGAUCAUUCAGAGUUAAAACCAAAAUCAACAUUCAUAUUUAUGUGAUUAAAAAUCAAUUCAAGCUUUUCAUAAAUAAUCUUCACUAAAUUGCAGAAAUUACCUUUAAUAUAGAAAUAUAGAAAUUCAUAAAUGGGGGUAAAUGUCGAUGAUGACUGCCCCUUGAAUAAUUAGUACCGUGCAUCCCUAUCAUGCAUCUUGGAUUUCUUCAUACUGUAACUACAGUGAAGUGCCCCCAUGCUGUUUGUAACAUCAUCCAGCCUGACUGAAAUGAUCUCCUCAGGGUCGAUGUGUCUCAACAUGCUGCCUCCACUCUGCUCUCUUCUUAUUCUGUGUCUCUGCUCCGCCAGAUGCUCUCUGCAACCUGGACAUCCCCGUCAUCGACGUGGACCUGGACGGUAUUUUUGACUUGCCCCACAUCUCCCCCUUCAGGAACUCAGUGGCGCUGCUCGAGUCGACGAACAACAAAGCAGAGAUGGAGGAGGAGUCUGAGAGCACAGUGCUAUGACACCACUGAGUUCCCACACAACUUCUGCUACUGCUGCACCACCUGCUCAAAAAUCAAACACCCCGGCGCGCUCGUCCAUCGACCUUUUUACAUCUCAAGCUGCAUUACUUCAACCUCGAUCCGAACACGGGCUCCUCUUCAAAAUAAAAACAAGGUUCAACUAAAAGAAAACACAACUAGAAGAAACUACGAGGUAUCUGAGAUGCUGUUGUCAGGGGACUUUUGAUCAGACGCACAUUUUGCCAUUUUACGUUGGCUGGAAACAUGUUUUUAUUUAAUAUUUUAUGUUCCUUUUUGCCUUAUUUGAUUCACUUGCAAUAUUGCCUUUGACUUCACACGAGAGUCUGGAAACCGGCUGCUGGGAGGAGUGAGCGCUCUUUGCUGCUGUCGCUGUUUCUCCAGUGGAUUUAAGAAGUACUGUACAUCUGUCCUGCCACACUAAGGCUUUUUUUAAUUUCCUCUCUCUGUUUUUUUUUCAUCUCUCACUUCAUACUCAUCCUUCAUUCCCCGGGGUGUCAGCUGAAAUUGCCUUCUUUGGCGCGCGGUGGCAACAACCCCCCAAAUUCCUGUCCCACCUGAGCGUUCACUGUGAGUGUGCCAGUAUGCGGUUUUUAUGGAAAGUGUGUGUGUGUGUGUGUUUUUGUAUGUGUUUGGUAAUUGUACUCUAUGAUGUUGCACUGUUGGUGUCGUGGAGCGUAAACAGGAAUGCAUGUUUUAGACGUUUAGGGAAAAUAACUACCAGGUUGCAAAGAGGUAACUAGUCCAAUCACACUCUUCACUGUAUUUACAAGGCGUUCAAUGAGGAUCUCCACACUGAAUAUUUAUUGUUUAUACUGUACAUUUUCAGAAUAUAUGACACAAAUAGCAUUAUAACUCAGAUCAGAUCAUAUUUUCUAUCUACAGGAGAGCUAUAAAGAAACCAUAGUAUCCAGAGAGAAUAUAGUUUAUGCUGUCAGGAAGAAUUUAAAUAUAUGAGAAACAUUAUUUAAGAAAGGUAUAAAACAGGAAGGUUCAAAUGGCUUUUGAUAACGUUAAAUACCUGGUAAGGUAGGAAAUGAAAUAUCCAUGUGAUUGCACUCAAUUAUUUUGGCAGCAAGCAAAGUUGUGUUGGAUUUUAGUUUUUCUGUGUGAAGUAAGGGAGCUGAAUCAACAAAGACCAGGAUGAUGUGCAGGUGUGGAGCCUGGAGUGUGCCGCCGCUCCGGUCUGAAUCAAUAUUUUAUCAGAAAAAAAAGAGCCAUAUGCUCAUUUUUGGGUCAUAUUUUGUCUCUCUGUCUUUUUGUAGGAGUUUUAUAUGAUUCACAGCUCAAAAAACUUCCCUAGUCAUCUUGGAUUGGUGUUUUGAAACCCUGUUUUUUAGCAGUUUCUGUCUCUUUACGUUCCCAAAGCACUCGGUAACCAAGCACUCCAGAAGCCUCAUCCACUGUUGCCAUGCUGCAAAGUCGCAUUUCUCUGUUUUAGAUAACAAAUUAUGGCUAUGUGUUUGUGAACAAAACUGUAGAAAACACGGACAAGGUCUAAGUGACUUCAUCCAUUUGUAGUUAAUUUACGACCUUAAAGCCUCGUUUGCGAUUGGGUCCAAGUGUAAGACAUAUCGGAGCCUGCAUGCAUCGGUUUAUGGAGUGGAGGAAAUGGGUUGGGUUACCUAGAAAGAGGCAAAGAGGUGGAGUCAUAACGUUUUAGAAGCCUCGUCCACUGUUGCCAUGCUACAAUUUGAGAAAACAAAUUAAGAAACAUGAUUGUAAGUUUUAGACAGACAGUAUAAAACAUAAAAAAAUGAAGCCGAUGUGGAAGAGAAGGAAACUUCGAGUACUUGGCUCUGAGUGUCUCUGUGACCUAUUUACCAAAUCCUGAAUAGAAUACGUGGCUCCUUAGAUCCUAUCUACAAAUCAUCUAAGUGCUGUUUCUGUCUGCUGCUUUGUGUUUUUUAACAUCUUGCUGGACACAAAAACUCGCAGACUUGGAAAGCUAACCUUAUGGUGGUUUUGAUGGCACACUACAGGCUCCAUAAUGAAGUCCAAACCCUGUUCGAACAUCUUGAGAAUCAUCCAAGCGAGAGCAUGUAGGUAAAGGAUUGUUUCCUUUUGUCCUGAGGUUUAACAUCAUCCCACCAUAUCAUCACAAAGAGCUGAAAACAGUCACACUCUCAGAAAAAAAAGGUGCUAUUCUUGUCUCGGGAAAGAACAGCUGCAGCUCCAGAGGCAAAAGAAGCACAACUCUUUCUCUGUCAGUGCAGCUUCAGCUUCAGUUUCAGUCAUCUCACCUCGCAGCUCAAAUGAAAUCUGUCUGAUGAAGCUGAUAUUUUUGCUCUGUAUUACUGAACCAGAGGCAAGUGCAAAGAUAUGUGUAUAUGUGUUUAUUUUGAUGAGAGUAUUUAUACAGAGAUAUUUCUGAAUCCUUUUUACUGGGUCUGAGGAGAUGUGAUUGUUUCCACGAUAAAUGAAUCAUAUUUGAAUUUUCAAAAAAAGAAACACGGGACCAGAUUUCCCUGCUGUCGCGCUGAAGAAAAACACUUGAAUAUCACGAAAACUGGAGCUACGAGGUUCGCAUGCGUUAACGACAGCAGCAGUUUGUUAUUUGCCUUGUGGUGGGUUUUGUUGUGACCUAUCCAGAUUUGUAAGACUUUCCAUUUUCUCCAGAGAUCAUCCACUGAACAUGGCCUCAAAGUCACUGUGCUGCUCUGCCAUCUCGUUCCUCGGAAGUGCGAUAAAACUCACAGGACUUCUGUAAAUACCAGAGCAUCUGUACAUAACAUGUUCUGUACAUACUGAGAGGGGAGAAUUUUAAAUCUAUAUGUAUAAAUAAGUAUAUACAUAUACUGUAUUGAAAAUAUAAAUGAUGAUGAGCAUUAUAAAAUUAUCCUGUAAAUAUAACGUUAAAGGUUCUAGCACAAUAUUGCCACAUUCACACAAAAUAACACUGAGUAGACUUUGCACAGUGAAACAUUUUAAGGUACAGUAGCUCUCAUGGCUUUAAAGUAGGGUCAAAGUUCAAUGUAGUUUGUAGAUUAACUCAAUAAAAACGCUGCUUAAAGCUCCUGUGAGGAUUUUUCACUGGUAACGAAACAGGCGGAAAUCAACAGUCACGACCCCGAGGAGAAAACGAGACCAUCGAAAAUCAGAUUGUCUAUUUCUUUGUUGUAAUGUGUGAUGUCUCUAAUCGCUGUGAGGGGUCAGGUGUCACAUUUCACUGUGAAAAGACUUUGUCCACAGGGGGGCGCCAAAAUUGACACAAACGGGAAGUUCCUCACAGCAGCUUUAAGCUUGUGUUUCAGUGCUUUCACAAGCAUUUCAAAAAGAAAACUGGAAUUUCUUUUUAAAGAGAAGGGAGGGGGAAUGAUUGAAACAGGAUCAGGGCCUCAUUAAGGAUGACAAAAUUCUGAUUCAGGAAUGAAGUGAGAAUAAGAGUUAUGAGUUAAGAACGUUAUGAGAUAAGAAGACGAAUCUAUGAGAAUAAGUCAUAAUUUUAAAUCUUCAACUUUAAUCCUGUAAGUUUUUGGCUUUUCUUGAAAUCUCAGAUUGUUUUUGUCAGGUGGUCCCUCCAACCCUUCAUAAUCUAUUAAUCAUUCUUACACCAAUUUCUCUACUGAUUUCAGGUUUUAUUAUAACAAUUAUAAUAAACAUAUGCCCAAUAAUAUCUAAAUAACACCAUCACAACCUCCUGAAGCUUAUUAUGAUGUCAAACAAAAAGUCCACCAUCUCAAAGAAAAACAGAAACAGAAAAUCUUAGUAAGCUAGAUCGAAAAUUUGAAUUUAUUUGCGGAUUCAUGUUUUUAUAAAUCCCUCGAUCUUUUAUUCUACAAACUACGUCAGCUUUAGUGAAAUUCAUACGCAUUUUUAGGAGCGAUCUGAUGAAACCACAAAGUUUUUUAAAAAAAAGCUGUUGUUCAAAUCUGGCCGUGCUGAGUUGAAUGGCGUCCUGUCUUUGUCUGGAUUUCUGUGUUACGAUGUGCUGCUCUUCGUUUUGUACUGAAGGCUUUCAGAUUAAGGCUUGUACAUAGAGUAUCCACCAAAAACACAACUUUAUUAACAAUAAAACUCGCGGCAAGAGAUUCCAGAGACAGUUUCCAGUGUUACAGCUUUAUGAGCAUGCCCUUUCAGCUCUGAAAUAUGAAGGCCUUUGUUUAUUUUAUUUUAUUUUUUACAUGAAUAGGAAUGUACUGGUGAUAGAUGGUAUUGUGGACAUUUUGGUUGAAGUAAAAGAGGGUGGUGAUUACUCAAGACAGUAUAAAUAAAAGUGUGUUAUGUCCCAGUUUGGGGAGAGGGAGGGUGGGGGUGUUAGAUUCGACAUUGUCCUGUGUGGAGCUCGGCAGCAUGCUUUUAAACCAUGCCUAUGAAAAACGUCUCAUCUUUGGUCCUAUAUAAAUGUGCUUGUAUUUAUUUUUUAUAAGAUAGAUCGAUCUUUAUAAGAGAAGAGUAACCCAGUGCUGCCCCCUGAUCUUUUCUACUCUAACUCAUCAUCCAUUCUGCCAACACUUUUGGGUUCGAACGUUUGCUGUUUGUUCUCACCGUGUGUCACCGUUGUUGUCGUGUCACUACAGUUUAUUCGACCGUUUUUAUCUCCAUGCAGAUUAAAGAAGCACAUCAGAGCAGACGCUAAUGUCAGGGAAACCAGAUUCUCCAGCUAACUUGACUCGAGAGACGACUGUUCGUGCCCAAAAUACUGCUGGAAUCUCUUUCUAUGACUUCACACUCGAGCAAGAAGGAACACGCUUCGUUUUUUUUAUCGAUUACAGUUUGUAGAUUACACUGUGGUGCAUGCAGCCAUGACAAACACAUCUCCAAUCAUCUCUUCUUUUCAUUUAAGUUCCUAGUAAUGGGGCCAAAAUAAAAAAGGGAACACAUGAAGGAAUCUUUUCAGACUCUGAGGUUCUUUGUGUGAAACCGUACUGAUGCUGUGGACUCUUGAGCGUUUGUAGUAAAGAGGAAACGCCUUUUCUCGGACACGAUAUCUCCUGGUCACCAAGUGGAACACAGUGUACAGUAAAAGAAAAUUAAGAUUAACCUCAUCCGAAUGUUGAAACUAUUAAAAAUGUUUUUAUAUCA
Molecule: messenger RNA, 86368 nt
Organism: Xyrichtys novacula (pearly razorfish)
Lineage: Eukaryota; Metazoa; Chordata; Actinopteri; Labriformes; Labridae
Source: the annotation of a GenBank genome assembly